Lymnaea stagnalis (great pond snail) is the source of this 53807-nucleotide messenger RNA. The record is from the annotation of a GenBank genome assembly. Lineage: Eukaryota; Metazoa; Mollusca; Gastropoda; Lymnaeidae.
AGAACGGGUUUUCCCUUUAUUAUUAAAUGAUUCUCCAUGUCAAUGUUAGCAUUUUUACUGAAACACUUGAUAAUAAAUGGUAUGUAAUUAAUAUGCAAUGGUAUCAGAAUAAAUUUAAAAUUUAGAAGAAUUAGUUGCAUUAGCUAAUUUAACGUCUAAAAAUGUAUGAGUGUUAGUCAAAAUGAAACAUCAAGGAAAGAGCAAGGAUUAAUAAUCUGGACAAAAACAUGAUAACGUAAACAUAAAGUUUAUUUUUAUUCUUUAAUAUUAUAAGAUAUGAUAUGUUGUUUUUUUUAAAUAUAAAAACUGUUUAUUAACUUAAUUACUAAUAUUGUUUUUUCAUUGUUUUAUUAUUUAUUUAUUGGCAUUAACUUUUUAUACAUAAAAUUUUUAAAAAAGAAUUUAACCAAAUGAAAACCCAUCUGUAGGGUCUCAUUACCCAUUGUAAAGAAUACAUAAGUUUCAAAAAAAGUUCAAUAAUUUUCUAAUCAUACAAAAUAUCUUUUUAUCUCAUUUGUUAUCACAAAAUAUUCCCAUCGCAAACUAUUUCAACUUGUAGGUUAAUACAUAUCUUUUUAUUCUCUUUAACAGCUUUAAAAAUGAGGAAUGGAGUUGCUGCAGACAGUGUUUCGUAUUUUCCUGGUUGGCAACAUUCUAUGUAAGAUAUGCAUAAAAAUACUUGCGAAAUGUUAUUUCUUUAAUUAAUAUAAUUUUACCCAAAGAUGUUUAUUUCUUAAAUUAAAUUAAGUGUUCGUUGUUCAAUAUUAAUGUUGACACAUUUUUAUUAAAUAAUAUUUCAAUCUCCAGUAUGUGGAAGGAAUUGCCUUUACACAAGGAUUGAGUUUUCUUAACAAAUGAAAUGUAUAGCAUGCUAACUGGAUUUCUGUGUUGUAGUUAUAAUGGCUUUACCAAAUUUGAUUUGAAAUGUUCCUCAACUAGACUGGUUAUUAAUAUAUUAAAUUGAUCACCAUUAGGAUCAGACAAAACAGCUUCACGACUUAAGCUUCUUUCAUUUUGUAAGAGUAAUAGCCAACACCUUUCCUAGGAAAUCAAUUUAACCUGAAAUAGUCUCAAUAAUUGUCGCUAAUUGUGUUUUUUUUCAGGUCUAGUUAUGGUUAGUGUUGUCUUGUAUAUCUUUUUUUUUCUAUUUGGGUCAACGGGAGUGACGAAUGAAUUUCUCUUCUAGACGCAAUCAAAAGAAUGAUACCUUUUUUAAAUUGUAUUUUAAAUUGUCCCGGCUGCGCACUAAUGUUCAGUAUAAAUGCACCUACACAUUAGCCCUUAAUAAUUCUCUUAUGCUUUUGGUUUGGAUCUCUCGCUUCUAAAUUGGAUGCGCUUUUACUUCCACCGCAUCUCAUCAGUGCAUGUGGCUGAAGUCUCAAAUAGCCUAAGCUAUAUAAAAUGGAUUCUUUUUUUUCUAGUACACUUGUCUUCCUCUUGCAAAAUAUUGAAUAUGCAUGUCCUAAGCCAUUGCCAUUCUUGUUUAAGAUUGACCAGUCUUGCUAAAGAUUUGGAGAUAAUAAAAUGUCAUUGUCACCCAACUUCUAAAAUUGUAAAAUUAACAAGGUCUCUGUCGCCACUACCCUCGUGGACAAAUUAGACUAUUUAAUCUCACACAGGAUUUCUUUCAGCUAUAUAAAAAAAAAAAUUGUCAUUUUUUAAACAAUUAAAAAAAAAUUAGUUGGGGUCAUUAACCGAUUACAAUUAGUGGAAUCUAUGAAAUAUCGAUAAGCUUCAUAUAUUUGAUGAUCCGUAUAGUUAACGCUAAUCUUCUUAGAAGCUUACUUUAUUCGAUUAUAAAUAUCGUAAUAUUUCGAAAAUUAGGCGAUUAUGAGGCGAAGUAUUACUUCCCGUUCAGUAUUUUUUUUUAUAUUUUAUUUUUAUUUUUUGCAAACUCACAAGUUUAAAUACUUUAAUAACACAGUAUUAAACUAUAUUUCUUUCAAUUUUAAGAUCUAUAAUUUUAAUAGAGUUCUCACUUAGUAUCAAACGUGAGCAAUCUUUUCCUGUUUUCAAAUUCUAUUUCAUAUUAAAAUCAUGAAUUUUAAACUAGGGAUUGGUGUUAGUUACAGAUUGAAAGAUGGCAUCAUGCUUUCAAAAAUAUGGUUAUUGUUAGCAAUUAGUGUAUCUUUCAGCUGUCUCCCCGGGAGGGCGAGGCCUACCCCCCCCCCCACGGGGGAGGGGGGGCCGCAGAACAAUGUGUAAAUUAUAUAACAAAAUAAUUUUUGUAUAUUAAAAAUGAUAAUUGCAACUGGUGCUUUUAACCGAUUGCAGUAAGUGGAAUCUAUGAAAUAUCGCUAGGCUCAAUAUAUUUGAUGAUCCGCAUAUUUAAGGCUAAUCAAGUUGUUGUUUUUGGUUAUAAAAAUCGCACUUAGCGCUCCAGCCUUACUUCCUAUUGUUCGCAUGGAUCGCUAUUUUUAUUUAUUUAUUUUUUGCAACUCCAAAAGUUUAAAGAUUUCAAUAAUACUAUAAGAAAAUUCAUUUUAUUAACCUAUAAAGGACUAAAAUUUUAAUAAUAGUUAGUCAAGGAUUUAACAAUCUGUUUUCAAAUUAUAGUUCAUUGUAAAAGCGUAACCAAAAAUUAGGCAUCAUGCUUUUUUUUCUAACUUAGAAUUCAAACGGCGCAAAGAAAUGGUGCCCAUUUUGUCAAUUAUUAUUAAAUCAUAAGUGUUUUUGUUCUCUUUAAAUGUGCUACCUUUGUUACAAAGUUUCAUGAAUAACAGAUUUUUUUUUUUUUUUUUUUGGAUAUUUUUUUUUUUUUUUAUUUUUUUUAAAUAAUUUUUUUUUUUGUUGCUGUUUUUAAAACUUAGCUGUAAGCUUAUAUUUAUUAUUAUUAACUUCCCGACUGCUUUUUUUCUCUUUUUUUAUGUCAGAAUAACAAACAAAGUGCCCCAUCCAUUGGCAUUGCCAACAUUUUUGUAAAAUUAGUAAUUUUAUUUUAGAUGAGACUCCAGUAGAGAGAUAGGAUAAGAUUUUUUUGUGUGACAUAGUAUUUGGAUUAUCAUGCCAACUCCUUUUUUGGUGCGUGUUUAAAAAACAUUUUUAUUGCUAAUUCGUGUAUUUAAAAUAGAUUCUGAGGACUUAGACAAAUGUUUUAAAAUAUAGCGAAUAAGCAUUUACGAAAGUUAUUGUAUUUAGAAAUUACAAAUGCAAAUUUCAAUCUACUAAAUUUUGGGACAUUUAUACUUAAUUUUUAUACGAAUUACCCUGGAUAAAAUCACACAUUUAUACAUAAAAUGUCUCCUGUAAACAACUCAUGUCUGCUUAAGAUAGUUAUGCCGCUCAUAUGCAAUUUAUAAAAAUGAACUGUUUUCAAACCCAUAAUAAAGUAUAUAUCUUUCUAAUAAACCUGUUUUUUACGCUGGUAAAAUUAGAACCUAUUUAGAAAAUUUAGUCUAAACAAUUUAAUUAUAAAUAAGUUUAUUUUUUUUCCGUUUGCGAUAAUCAUAUAAAAUAAUGUAUGCAGUGAUUUUUAGUGAUGGAACGAUUUUAAAUGAAAUGUUGUUUUUUUGAAAAUUCAUUUUUUAAUUAAGUAACUAUCCCUAAAAAUAAUGUAAAUAAAAAAUAUAACCACAUUACUAUUUUUAGUUAAAUAAAAAUUUUAAUUCAGUUUUUGUUUUCGCAUAGCACAAGCAGGUCAUGCUUUUUCCGUUUUGACAACCCUAAUCAAAUCUUUAAGCCCGUAAAAUAUCCGAGGCACCCUUCAGUCGUAGGGGUUGCUGGGUGCAAACGAUGGUUCUAAGGUUGAUUAGCACCUUUAUUUUUAACUAGGAUAUCUUUCGUUGCGCUCCAAUUACGUGUUGAAUGUUUCAAAACUAAAUUCAGAUAUGUGAAAAAUGCAUUUUUGUAUUUUAAAUCGAUCAAAAUUUUCUAGGGACUUUAAUGAUUUAAAGGGCGAGAAUUAUCUAAGGCAAAAUCGUACCCUCAAGGGUGACAUAACUAAAGUGAAUAUAGUUUACGUCCCGCUGGUGCGAAAUUUAAGAUGUCUUUGGUCAAUGUUAUGGCAAAUUUUGCCAUUUUCCACCCGAACGUUUGAAAUGUCAACUCAAAAUUUUCUGAAAGAAGCAACAAGUUAUAGAGCAAAAAUAAUGCACCCUUGCAUUUGGAGUUUGUAUGACUGUCGAUAGCUCUCUUAAGAGUGCACUCUUUCCACCACACUGAUCAAUGAUACAAUAUGGUAUCGAGUAUAAGCCUAUCCCUAUUGAUUACCAUGAGGCGUGCCACAAAUGGAGUGAAUUCAGUUUUCACAUGGAACAAGGCUAAAUAAUGCCUCCCACAAAACCUUAAAAAUGUUCUUACCUUUUCAAAAGUUAAAAUAGAAACAUCGAAUUCAAGUAUACUCAAAAUGAAUCCUCUUGAUUUCGAAAUUAUCAAAGAUUUUCUGAGGCUGAGCUCCCCAAAACCCCUCCAUCGAUCAAGAUUCAUCGGUGCUAUCGAUUUUGGCCCUACAUCUCGAUGAAAAGGAUCGCUGCUUUUGAUAUCAAUAGACACACUGUCUAGUGGCGUAGCUACUGUUAAGGCUGCCAUGUGCGGCCAAAUAUUUUUGCCAUCCUCCCUUUCACGACUCAAACUCUGCUGUUGGCCGAAAAUGCCACACCAGCAUAUAAAGAAAAUGUGACACCUGGGUGAACCAAUCCAUCCGCCUUAUUUCGACGCCACUUGCAGUGGCGUAUCUAUAGUGUUUGAUGGUAGGGGACAAGAUUCAUUUUUACGCACCCCUCCAACUCUGAAACCGGUUAUUUUCAACCUAUUAAUUGCAUCAAAUCCCAUUUUUCCCACACCCCCUCCUCAAGUCUGGUGUCCUGGGACGAUGUCACAUUUGCCACCCCUUAGCUACGCCUUUGGCUACUUGACAUAGUGCAACCCCCGAAAAUCUGAAAUGUCCCCCACCCCCGUAGAAAAUUUCUGAGAGAAACAUCGAUCUUACAUUCUUUCUAGAAACAAAAUUUGAUUUUAAUAUGAAUAUAUGCAAUAAAGGAGAGGUUAGGAGGAACACAUUAUUUUCAUUUAAUAUUAAUUUUUAAUUUACAGCCCGAUCCCUCAGUACAGUAGUUACAUUGUAUCCAGUCAAGCAAGAUGACUUUAUAACAGAAUGCCAAGAAGGAUUAUUAAUAAAUGAUACAAUAGUAUUUAAAAGCCAUAUUCCUUUAAACAGAUCGGAGUUAUUUGACAACAAUACGUAUGUUGACUAUAAAGUUAUAUAUAAGGAUCAAAAAGAACAUGUAAGUUUGAACAAAUUAAUGCAAGUCUUGAAAUAUUAAAUGUUUAAAUAUUAGUAUACCAUUAUUAGACUGUCAUUAAAAUUGUUAUGUUUUUCGUGCGUAUGAAACAAUGCAAGUUUUUGUUUGGAACAAAAAUAUGAUAUGAUAAGCUUCACAAUUUAUUUUUUUUUUUUAAAUAUAUAUAUAUUUACAUAUUCUCAAGUCGAUUUUUUAAACUAAAUUCAAUGAAAUCUGUGCGGCAUUUCAAUAUAAGAAAAUUGAGGAUGUUCUACUUUUUUAUAUUCUUUAUCAAUAAACGUGUAGAGACUUGUGAUUUUUUGAAAUUAUUUAAAUGUUUCCUAUUGUUUCUAAGCCAAAAAUAAAAUAUACAUAUUAUAUAACAAGCUCUCCUUUUUAACUAUACAACGAAUAACAUUGAUGUACUUUUGCAGGUUACAUAACUCAACAAAUUGCGUUAUGAGCAACUUUUAUAAAUUAACUUUUAUUGAUUUGAUUUAAAGAUUUCCCUCAAGACUCACUAUAUUUACAUUUUUAGGAAACGUAUAAUGUUAUCAGAAAAGUUAGUAUGGAGUGUGGAGACCCAGAUCAACAGAUAGUAUGUAAGAAAUACGAUAACAGUAUGAUCUUCUCUCAUAACGUUAUUGCCGAGGAAAGAUUUAUUAAUGCAACUAUGAGUGUAUCUAUAAAAAGAGAUGAAACGAGUAUUGGUAACGACAGCCAAGUAUUUCCAACUAUGUAUGGUAUGUAUAAACUUUUGAACAUAUAAGUAUCGUUUUAACGCAACAUGAUUUUUAUUUAUACAUUUAUUAUAAAUAUUUUAUGUUACCCAGUAAUAAAAAGCGUAUUACUUAUCUAAAUUGGUGCAUACAUUAAUAUUAAAUUAAUUUACCUUUACAUUCAAAUUAAUCAACAGGUAUGUGUAAAUUAUGUAACGAUAAUUACGUCAUUGUUCCAUUACAAUGCUCUAGAAAUAAAAAUUUUAAAAAUAAAUCAAUUGGACUUCGAAUGACACUUGUUUGAUAAGAGAUACAAUAUAUUCAUCAAUUUUUUUUUAGUUUUCGAUUUUUGAACAUAAACAAUUUAAUGUUUUUUUUUAAAUUGUUAAUGAAUAAAAUUUGAAUUAGUAAAAAUAAUAUAGGUAUUAUGGAUUCAAAUCAAUGUGAUUAAAAUUUAAAAACAUGUAAUGUAACUUACUUUUAAAUUAUAUUGUUAUUUAAAUAAAUUAGAAUGUAUUUUUGUUAAACAAUUAUGGUAGUGAUAAAAAUUAGUCAUACAAUAAAAUACAAUAUAUUUAUGUGUAUUUACAGUGUAUAUAAUGCUUAAAAGUGAUUGAUAAUAUAACUUAUUUCUAAUGAGUAGAAAUGAAAAUGGAAUUAAAUUGACUCAAACAAGAUUAAUGACGCUUGAUACAUUCAUGGUAGUGGUUGUAUUUAAUGAAAUUUUCUUUCAACUUUAUAUUUUUAUCUAACAGUUUGUUGUAAACUAAUUUCGGGCACAUUUUGAAUUAAAAUUUUUCUCUCCUUCACAGACACUAGAAAUGCGUUUGGAAACUUAACAAUAAAUGACAUAGAUAUCUCCAUUAAUGACUGCAUAGCUAAUAUUAGUUCACAUGAUCUGACAAUGAAAUUUGAGUGUUCAAGCCUUGCUAAGCCAUGCAUGAUAGAGAUAAAAGCUAAUGACUCCACCGGUGCUUCAUAUCAUAACAAAUCUGCUAAUUUCAAGAGAGUUUUACAGAACCAAGCGGUUUUAGCAAUUGUAAUAAAAUAUAAACCAUGCAGUCUCAAUGGAAAUGUUAGUAUCAUCAACUGUAUAGUUACAGUAGGUAAGUACUUAUUAAUUAUUUUAAAAUAACCAUCAUGCGAAUAUAAUAUUUAAAUUGUGUUUCGAUUUUUUGGGGCAUCCGUCCAUCAAAGGUUGACUAUGGUCAAGACUUUACACGACAAUGUAGUAUGGUCUUUGAUUUUUCUCUAGGAAUAUAAGGUAGAUCCCUAGUCAGCAAAUCACUCUCCAAGUACCUUGUGAACCCAAGUGAACAUCGUAUUUGGAUGUACUUUAUUGGCCUACGGCCUUCUGAACACCAUCUUCGUGUUUGGGUCAUAAUUUUCAUUCUCUUCGGUGAGAGCCGCCAUGAUUAACGAGUCCCAUUCACCCGAUGUACUGGUGGUGUUUUUUGGCUGUCUAUGAUUUUGGGUUUAAAACUCCAACCUAUAAGCUUGGAAUAUUGCCAUUUAUUCUAGACAGCUUUUUAGCUAUCGAAUCAAAAUACAUUUCAAUAAAAAUGCGUUUUCUAAGGCAAAUCGUUUGAACCAAAUAUCUUUUAAAAAUCAAUUAGGAAUAAGUAAAGUUUAAAAAAAAAUAAAAAACAUUUAUAGACGACUUUUGGUUUAACCGUUAAAGGCGCUAUGUAAAAAUAAAGAAAAGAAAUAUUAAAUUGGUUUAUUAAAAUUGCCUUUCAGGUAUAUUAGAAAGGAGGGUUGUUUACUAUGAAAAGGAAAGUGAAAAAAAACUCUGUAAUGAAAAUAUCACCCAAUUGUUGGAGACAUACACAUAUAAAUGGAUAUAGACUCAUUUUGGCAAAAUAUUAUAUAUAACAUCUGGAACUAAUUUAUAAAUUGUGUAUACUAACAUUUGGAAUUAAUUUGAAAAUUAUGUAUACAUAUUUAUAUAUAACAAAGAAAUAUAAUAUUUUUAUUUGAACUUAUUUUUUUAUAUUGCAAAUGCAUAAUUUUGUAAAAAAGGUAAUAUGUUUUUGUUUUUUUUAUUUAGUGUAAGUAUGCAAUUGCAAAACAUUUUUUUUCAUUAAAUUUAUACUAUGAUAUUGGAUUAUUGUGGCUUAAAUAAAUAAGUUUAGUGUGCCUGAGAAUAAGAGUUGAGUAUAUUGUGAAUAUGUUACGAGAAAAUGUAUGAUAUAUCUAAUAAGUGGGUAUUUUUUUAAAAUCGUUUUCUUAUUUUAUUAUUAGGUUAAUUAUAUAGAGCAACAUAAAUUUUGCAAAUAGAGUGAGAAAAUCAUAUCUUAUUCAGAAGUGAUAUUAAGUUGCCGUUAUAAAAAGUUGCACCUUUAUAAAACUUUUACGAUAAUAAUUUUAAAAAAAUUUUGAGUUUAAAUCAUCUUUUUUUUUAAUUUAUUUGUUUUAAAAUUAAAAGUUUUUAAAGUUUCAAAAAUUACAUAUAUUUUAAAGGAUGUAAGUAGAUUUAUGUGAUUUUAUUAAAAGCAAUAAAACCUUUGACUGUGGAAAAUUAAUAUGUUAAUUGUAUGCAACAUAAACUUUUUCUUAAAUUUAAAAACAAAGAAAUUAUUUAAGAAUUCUUUUAUGUUAAUAGUAUUUGAUGCAAUAAUCAAAUAGUGUACUUUACUAUUAGCUCACUUAACAUAUUAUAACAUUAUAUUAUUUUUUUUAAAGGAAAUAAAUAAACAUAAUUGUUUAUGUUGCAAAACAUUAUUAAGUUUAAUCUUACUUGCGAACGCUUGUCGUAGCAAGUUUUUUAAAAGGUGUCUAUGGAAGUUUUUAUCAAUUUAGAACAGUGAUCCCCAAAUAGCGGUCCGCGGACCUUCACCGGUCCGCAUGCCUAAUGCUGCCGGUCCCCAUAACAUAAAUAUUUAUUGUCAAAUAGAAAUAAAAGUAUAAAAAUAAAUCAUGCACCGGUCCCUGGUAAAAUUUCAAAACUUGUUCACCGGUCCACCAAACUUAAAAAUAAGGGAGACAAUCAGGCAUUUUUUUAAAUUAUUUUUUUUUUAAUGUAAUAUAUGAAGAUAACGUAAAUAUUUAUUUUGCGUGUUCUCAGGUUUGAACUCACAUAAUGGAGAGGAUGAUUUUAAUAUCAUUAUCUAUGCUGUGUUUGGUGGAUUGGUGGCAUCUAUAGCCGUUGUGAUCACUAUUGUUUACAUAUUAAAAAAGAGACGGUAAGAUUAUUUUUGUUUAUUAGGGUUUAUAAAGAUAUGUACCAAAGUAUCCCGUGGAAAACUAUGGAAGCACAAAAUUUAUAUUCUUUAUGAAAUUUCAUAUUUUUCAAGCUUUCUCAAAAGAAUGGAAACGAGUAUUAUUUUGCUUAGAAAAUAUCAUUAAGUUUCUUAGUUUAAAAUAAUAAAAGUUUAGGUUAGCAUACCAUGCCCUUGUUAUAAGAGAACAUUCAAAGUUGGAACACUUCAUUAAAAACAACAUUGCGAAUAAAAAGUCGUUUACCCUGCAGCAGUUGUCACUUUAAAGGGAUUUCGCUUAAGUGGAACUUUCACUUGCUUGAAACUUCAUGGUAGUGUCAAUGGGACAUAAAGUUUUAGCUGGGAGAAAACGGUGGCUUUAAUAUCAAUUCUGACAUUUUGGAAUUUCAGUCCCUGAGAUUUGUUGAUUGUUUUUGGAUAUGCGGUAUGACGGUGUAAUCGACACAGAUUAAAGAGCAGACGCUUAAAGUCUACUCAAUUCAAGGGACAAAAAGCAACGACUGCAUUUUGAGAUAAUUUCUACAGUUCUGAAAAUACGGUGAAGUUCCCUUACAAUCAUUUGAGUUCCGUUGCUUUGAACUGAGACCAUGUUUUGGAGCAUUUUAUUUUUUUUCCGUGUAGAUCAGCGGUGCUUGGUGAAGAACUUCACAGUCCAAUUAAUUUAAUCUCAGUGAUGAAAAGAAGUAUGUUAACGUUGACAUUCGUAAGUCCUUGAACUCAAUCAAAUAAAGUUACAAGUAGAUUUUUUUUUAAAGGAUUUGAUUACGCCAAAACCGCCAUCAGACAAGAUGGUUAGCAGGAACUCCGCUUUAAAGUUUAGGUUAAACUAAAUCGACCAUCAAAAUGUAAGUGUAAUAGAAGCUAUGUGGCGAAAUCUCGAAUAAAAAAAUGUUAAGAUCGUCCCCACCCCUUUGGGAGACUGCUUUGAUAUUCCAGAUAAACUGCGCAUCAUAUUUAAGGAAUUACACGAAGAAUGAGCUUUGUUGAAAGAAAAAACUGGCCGAACGAAAUUUAGCCGUGGUUUUAUAUGAAACAAACUGAUGAAGUGGCACGGCAUUACCGCCACUUUGAAAUCAAGCAGUUAAGUCUACCCAUGAGAAUAUGUAAAAAAAUGCGAUACUUAUGUUGAGGAAAGAUAUAUACUUUAUGCCAAAUUUAAUUUUCGUUAGAGAGGAUGAACUAGAGAAAAGUCUGAUUCUGCUGUACACAUGUACUUAGCAGAUAGAAUGAAAUUAUUAUAUUAUUUUAUGACAUAAUUUGAUCAGUGUGAAAAAAAGAUAGUUUUUCCAAUAGCAAUUGAAACGAUAAUAAUCUUGUUGUCAUCCACAAAAAAGCAAUAUAAACAAAAAAUAGUGUAAGCUGCUCUUGUCUAAUUCCCCUUGAAUCUUUUAUACCGUUAAUUUUAUUUGUAAAUUUUUUAAUCAUAACACAGGUAAUUGGCAUUAAUUAACACAUUUCUUUAACAAUUAUUUUCAUCUCCAAUCACCCUUGCAAUUUGUUUAGAUGCAAUCAAUAAUAUUUUAGCUUUAAAUGCAUCGUCUUAUAAGUCAUAGAAGCAAUUUAAAUAUAAAAUUUUCAGCAAAGUACAUGAAUAUCUGUUAAGCCCGUGGUAAGUAAGAAAACCACGGGACGAAUCUCGAUCAUUUCAAAGACUUAUCCUAUUUAUAAGUCAAUCAUUAGAAGAAAUGAUAACCUAUGUGAAUAGACGAGAUUUUUGAGAGCCCAGGAAAAAAUGCUUUUUGAUAUCGGUGCAAUGUGUAAACAUCGUAUGGGUGCAUGGUAGGAUGUGAGAUUGCAGAUUCUUCUACAUUUCUAUUUUCUUAUUAAAUGUUUUAAAUCACAUAAAAGCAUAGCAAAUUCGUUCAAAUGAUCAUCUCCUAAAAAUACCAAAUUUUAAAAAAGUGGAUUAAUCGGUCACCAAAGGACGGAUUAACUAUUAAUCGGUAAAAGGAUCAAUUAGGCUUUAUCCUUGAAAACCAAAUUUUUGUAUUCAUUUAUUUUAUGUUAAUUUUACUUGAGAUCGGAGCUGAGUAAAGGUGAAGCUCUAGUUAACAAAAUGUUUCGGUAGCAGAGCAAGAGUUACCAAAAAAAAUUUCCCAAAUCCAGCAUAUAUAUAUAUAUAUAUAUAUAUCACGCACUUUUUUACUGUUUUUAUGCCAACAUUCACUGAUAAUUUCCGGCUAGUACAGUGAUCAGCAAUAAAGUGACAUACAGCAAUUUGAUGCUUGAUUUUUCUCUAUAUAUCUUAAUGAUUUUUAAGAAAAAUGUUAUAUAAUUGUCAUUGUAUUUAACGAUCAACACGUUUCUACUAUCCAAAUUGUACUUUAACUAAUGAAGAGUAAUAGAGCUUGAGUAAAUUGAAAAUUUCUAUUGGUUUAAUUUUAAUUUCCUAGACCUGCUUAGGACCAAGUUAAUUUUUUUUUAUAAUCUAAUAUUGUUUGCUUUACUUUUUUCAGUAAUAGAAAGCGAAACAGGAGAUUCCAUUUUUUCGACUGUUUGGAAUCAAAUGAUCGAAAAGAUGGGUAAUGAAUCUAAAUUUUGUACUAAUUUAAUUUUUUUUGCAAUAUAUCUUUAUUAAUGUAAUAUAGUGAUUUUUUUCACUGGGAAUUAUAGAGUUUUAAAUUUAUUUAAUUUAAAAGCUUAAAUUAUUAUUGAUAUUUUUUUUAAAAUUAAUUUGUUGUUAUAUUUUAUUUCUCUUUGUCAAUAAUAUUUUGCUAAAGGCAAUAUACUUGAAGCGAUUACUUCAUGACGUAGCAUAAUUAUAUUAAUUGAAAUGUAUUCUAGGCUUGGAAAAAUAUUAUAUUUUUCAUGUGUAACUUUGCACUUCUGUGAACAUAUGCUUAGGCCUUGUUUUCUUUUCAUCAUCAGGUAUCCUGACGAAAACUUUCAGUUAAGAGGUUCAUUUCUUAGAUUUUUUAUUGUUUUUUUCCUUUAAAAUUUAAUCACAAUACCUACCGUUUUUAAUUUAGUGAAGAUUUUCUAAGGGGCAUUUAUUAUUGAUGUGCCAUUUAAUGGGUAAAUAAUUAAUUAACACAUGGAAACCAAUCACCCUUUUUUAAAAGAUAGGCAUUCCCCACUCAGCAAGUGGUUCCAAAGAAAUGACAAAAUUACAAUAAAACUUAGCACUAGCUAGCACUAAAAUGGAAUUGGGAAUAACGUCAAAUAAAAUUAAUUUCAAAUUUUACUUUUUGUGAUUACUACAGUAUUCUAGCUUCCUGGUUUGAUUUUUAUUUAUUAUUAUCAAGUUUUGUUUUUGAAAAAAAUAACAACUUCCCGAUUAUGUUCAUCUUGAACGAACAUCUGAAUUUUUAUUUUAGUUAUAUAGUGACUAACCGGAUAAGGACAAUGUGCAGAUCUUAUUUCCAAAACUAUGAAACGGAAUAAUUAUGCAACCCUUGGCAACACAGUUUUUCAUAUAAAUCCUUUAUAAAAUAUAGUAUCCAGCUAUGAGGGGGGGGGGGGGGCUAACACUUUGACAAACAUGCAUACAAGGAACGCGUUUUAUAAAAAUCCCAAAUAGUGCCCCCUCCCCUCCUUUUCCCAAGGUUCGGAACAGAACAUUUUUUCAGGGGGGGGGGGGGGGGGCUAACACUUUGACAAACAUGCAUAUAAGGAACGCGUUUUAUAAAAAUCCCAAAUAGUGCCCCCUCCCCUCCUUUUCCCAAGGUUCGGAACAGUACAUUUUUUCACGUCGGAUCUAUAUUAAUCGUGUAACGACCCACCCGAUUUAACAUCGCAGAUUUAUUUCACGAACCCUUUCAGAAUCCAAAAGAAAACAUUACCCAUCAAGAAUAGCUUGCGCUAUCUUUUUUUUAAGAAUAUCAUUGAGCGCUGUUAUCGGGAAUUUAUUGUAUCUUCCACUUGUAAAGGAGGACGAUAUUGGCAUUCAGUCUAUGUGUCAAGUUUCCCUUCGAUAGAUUUACUGAAAGUUUGUAAAUUUGCAAAAAGCAAAGCGAAGUUAAUAUAAUUGAUUUAAAAAGAAUGCUCCACUACUUUAUUUACAACAUGAAAAAUAAGAAACAAGUAACCUAGCCCUAGAUUUUAUAAAAAUGUACAACAGAUUACAAACGCUCGAUUUACUACCUUUAUCGAAAAUCUUCACGCCAUACUUAAACUCAACUUUGUUUACCUCAAAGAGGCCUGAUUGUCAUGGAGCAGUAAAACAAUUGAAGCAACCUACAGAUUUUACUAGAAAGUCGACGGACGCACACAGAUAGCACAGUGUUUGAUUCGCUAUAAAAACACAGUCGCGGUCUGCAUUUAGCCUUUUUUAUUAGGGUCAAUGAAAAAUGAGUGCCUCUGGAUAUCAACAGCUUCAGAAAAAGCAAGCAUAUUCAGCGUAUAUAUAUAUAUAUAUAUAUAUAUAUAUAUAUAUAUUUAUAUUUAUAUAUUUAUAUAUAUAUAUAUAUAUAUAUAUAUAUAUAUAUAUAUAUUUAUAUAUUUAUAUAUAUAUAUAUAUAUAUAUAUAUAUAUAUAUGUGCACAUUGUCCUUAUAUAUACGUGUGUGUGUGUGGUUGUGCGUGUCUAACAUCCUUCCGUAUUCACGAGACAAUAGAGUAUCUUUUGACACUUUAUUAAACGUCUUACUAGCCCGAUCAUAGAAAUACAGUAUCUACUUAUAUAUACGUGUGUGUGUGUGGUUGUGCGUGUCUAACAUCCUUCCGUAUUCACGAGACAAUAGAGUAUCUUUUGACACUUUAUUAAACGUCUUACUAGCCCGAUCAUAGAAAUACAGUAUCUGCUAAAAUUCUCACAGGAUAGACUUUAGUCCUUGGCAUCGGUAAAGUUCUUUUUGUUGCCAAAGCUAUGUUUCGAGCAUCUUCUGCCUGACUUCUUCAUACAAUGAUAUAACCAGCUGGAAUGAUUGUCGGUGAAGAUCUCACUUCCUUUGAUUUUUUUAUAACUUUCCCCUACGUUCCUUUUGCAAACGUCCAGAAAUCUUUCCCUCUUUCGCAAAUAUUUUUUUUUGGCGUAAAGACUUAAUAUUUUUAUAUUUGGGUUAGAUAUAAUUAAUAAACAGCAACUUUUUUAUUUUAUUUUAUCAUUAUUUUUUUUAGAAUAAAAAAAAAAAACAUUAUACAUUUUACCUGAAAAUACAUUUCAAGUAACAUGUUAUUCUUUUUUUAAAAUUUAAAGUGGAUUACUAAAUAUUUUGAUUUAAGUUAAAUUUUCAGUAAUCAAUUUGCUUUUAAAAAAGCAGAUUAUUUUCUAAUUCUCAAUAGAAGCUUUAAAAUUGAAAUUUUAAAAGUCUUCAGCAAUUUCAAUUAAAAUGUAUUUUUAAAUUACAUUUCAAAAUCUAAAAAUAAUAAUAAUAAUACAUCGAUUAUAGAAAAUCAUUUUUAAAACCUUGUGACAAAACUUUGAAGAAUCCUUUAAAAAAUACUUUUAAUUUUCCUCAGAAGUUAUUUUAUCAUUGGUAUAAAAUAUCUGUUUAAAUUUUUAAAUGGAUGUAAUGUAACAAAUGUAUUCUUUAUUGUAUAACACAAUUGUUUUGUAACAUAACAUGUAUUUUAUUGGUAUUAUUCUAUCAUAUCAUUUUAUUAAGAAAAGAAGCGGGAAAUGAAAAACAUUUUAAAUAUUUCUCAUAUAGUAGCUUUUAAUUAAUGUAUUUUUUAAAAUGUCUAUUCGAAAGUAUAAUUUAUCAUUUAUAUUCUAAACGAUAAAAUAUAUUUCUUUAAAAAAUACAGCAGCCGAAAGAAAAAAAAUUCUAAAGAAUAAUAAAGAGAAAAAGUCACCUGCAGGUAUGUUAAUUUUUAUAAAAAAUAUGUUUAUUUUCCGUUAAAUUUACUCAAAAUUAAAAUCUAGCUUUUGAAAAUUAAGUUGAAAAUUCCUUUGAUUAGGUUGGCAAUUCAAUAUCAUACAAAAACUUUCAUUUUACACGUUACAUUUUUACCUAUUAUUCACAAAUAAUUAAGUAAAGAAAAUACAAUUGAUAGACACCAUUUUUUAAAAGAAAAUUGUAAUAAAUAGUAAUAUGUUUUCAGACAUGUUUUCCAAAAGAUUAAAUGGAGACAGAAUGAUCAAUCCAUUGAUCAUGGGCCCUCAAAAUAUAGAAGAUAGGCGAUGUUAGUGAUUGCGUAGAUUAACAUACAUACAUUCAUGGAAUUGAAGACUACAGAUUAGCCCUACUCAUAACAGAAUGGUGUUUACAGUUUUAAUUUUAAUACAAAUUUGCAAGCACAGUAAAUUUUCACUAAUUAAUCGAGUAAUUUUGUAUGAUAAAUUAACAGAAAGUUAAUAAAAUAAUGAUUUUUAGAAUAUUUCUGAAAAAUAAUACUGUUCAGUCGACGCCAUGCGUAAUCAUUGUCAAUCAUAUGUUAACUAAUGAUACACUUGAUAGGCCUGGGAUUUUCACGAAAGUUCAUCCAUGAAGGUCAUGUGCCGGCAAUCGUAAAGCAAAAAAUAUGAAAAUGUAAUUAAAUUAUCCUUUAACAGUUUUCAAUUGGAGAUUUAUGUGACUUUUCAUUGUUUUUCAUUGAACAAUUGUUUUGUAUAAGACAUGGGACUUUACACGUCUUAUGUGGACCGAGGAAGUUGCCGUGCACAAGGUAUACAAUAUCAGAUGUGUUUAUUUAAUAAGACAUGAUGAGGAUUAUGCAAAAUCACAAGAAGAUGAGAGAGUUGCUCAUGUCGCUAAACUUUUAAAAAUAUCUUUUGAGGCAGCAUAUUUUUUUUCAAGAAAGCAAACAAAGAAAGUGAUGCGGCAGUUGAAGCUAGUUUUUUUCUGGGUGAUAUGAUUGCUAAGGCAGGAAAUUCAUUCAAAGAAGGCGAAUUCAUCAAUAAGUGCAUGUUACAAGCUGCAAGUAUAGUCUUCCCGGAAAAAAAUGAUUGUUUUAGCAACACAGCCCUUCAACCAACACAUUGGCAGAGUGCAUUUCUAAAUGAUCAACUGUGUUAGAAAGGUAAAUAUUUCCAGGCAUACUUAGUCACUCUUGAUGAGAGCACAGAUGUUACUCACACUGUACAACUCGCCAUAUGUGUCCGUGGAGUUCAUAAUAAUUUUGAAGUGAUAGAAGAGUUGCUCAAAAUGAUUUCAGUAAAAGUCCAGACCACUGCACAGGAGAUAUUCCGCCAGCUGUGUGAUUAUAUUGUGGAAACAGCCUUUCGUGGGAAAAUAACCGACACAAAGUACAAAGUACAGAGAAAAUAAAUGGACUCAUGUCACAUGUUCAAAGAAAACGGGAAGAAAAUGGUGUGAAAGAAGCCAAUAUUUUACACUGUAUUAUCCAUCAGCAGACCCUUUGCUGCAAAUGUUCGAAGUUUGACAAAGUGAUGUUUGACGUUGUAAAAUCCAUCAACUAUAUCAGAUCCAGGGGCUGAAAGCCCCGCAGUUCCAAACGUUUUAAAGGGAAAUAGAAUCAUCAUACGAGGAUGUUAUCGUCUUCACCAAGGUUACGCUGGCUUAGUAUGGGAAACGUCUUGAAAAGGUAAGGCUUCUUUAGUUGAAAGCAGAAAUCAACGCCUUCGUGGAAAAAGAUGGUGUUGUUUUUUCCUGUACUAAGUAAUCCCAAAUGGCUGAUGGAUUUUGAUUUUCUUAUUGAAAUUACAUAGGAGCUGAAUCUACAGACCAAUAUUUUCAAUUUUCCAACAUUCAAAGUACUCAUGGACUCGGGUACAACAUUCAGUAGUAAGUAGCUGAUGCCAUUGCAAACUAUAGGAAAAAAUUGAUCACGCCUGCUGACUUCAAAACACACAGAGCCAUUUUUUCACAUUUUUGCUGACCAUUUCUUCGGCAAUGUUGAAGAUGCACCCCUUUCUUUUUCUUGCGUUUUAAAUGGAGCUGAUUGAUUGUCAGGGCUAUUCUGAACUCAAGGCUAAAAUUCAGGGAGGUGAAGGGACAAACAAAAAAAUUAGGACAUUUUAUGAGGGAAUUACCUUCCACCAUCCCUGAGAUUUACCAGUUAUUCUAGCGGAUCAUGUGACCUUUCUGGAGUAAAAUCUCUUUUUUACAAAUGAAAGUUAAGGACCAGAGCCAAACUUACUGAUGAGCAUCGUCAAGCUAUACUGAAAGUCUCAGUUGCUUCCUCAGACAAGCCAAAUGUUGCUCAUCUGUGUAAGAAAAGGCGCUGCCAUGUCUCUGGCAACAAGGAGUAGGAUAAAGAAAGUGAAGCGUAGUUCUUGGUAACCUUAUUAUUUAUUGUUUUAAAAUAAAGAUUGAGCAGAUUGUAACAGUUGUAAUUUAUUGAAUUUGUAAUAUCAUUUUGUAGAAUACUUGAUACGGCCCAGUCUGAAUCAGACUCUACCUUUUGCGGACCCCAGGUGAUUUGAUUUUGAUACCCCCUGAUGUAGAAAAUGACAUCUUCGAAUUGCAUCACCUUUCUCUAUAACAAAUAGAACGUAUUCAAACGUUAACAACAUUUUCCAAAUGAAAGAAAGAGUUUGUGAAACGAGUGGCUCAUCACAUUUAAUCUGUGAACAUCAUAACAAAAGAAAAGGGAGGCAAGCAUCAUGACUAAAAUUAGGCGUACACAUACCAUAAAACUUGUAUGCCUUUUAAGACAAUCUGUUUUAUUUACGUGUCUUACCAAAGCUGAUAGAAAUUGUGUUUUACAAAAAGAAUUUACAUGCAUAUUUUUACUACCAUUAAUGUAGCUCAUAUAGCUCAUAACUUUCUAUUUCAGCUUGCAAUCUCUCAAACGGAGGAAAAAUUGUACAGCCUUAUGAAAAGGACUUUACUAAAAUUAAAGGUAAUACAUUAAUAAAAUUAUAAAUACAUAUCAUUUUAAAAAAAAAAAUAGUAUCUAUAAAAACAAUCAUUGAAUUUAGACUUGUAUUUGAAGAUGAAGCAAAUUUGUUAAACUGGUUAUGUCUAUGAAACCAACUUUAAUUCCUUGUAGUUCUUUAUGUCUACUUACCAACUGGGAUGACUCUGAAUACGUUCUAAAGAUUGGAGGUGAUAUGAAGGCAACUUUAAGAUUGAAAGAGCAAUGAUUUUCAAAGAAAAUCACUUAAGCCUGGGUUUAAUAUGAUGCCUCUUCUAAGACUCGAGUGAAUAUGAGUCCUUAUAUAAACCGUCCAUAAUCAUCAAUAUCAAAAAUCGUUAACAUCAAUUGCAUGCUUGAUAUAUUGCAUUUGCAGACUGAAUUUAUGUUGUUUUUUCAAAUUUAAGCAGAUUAAACUUGUUUUUAAUGUGUUACCUAGGAAAAUAAAUAUUCAAACAUCAGCCCUCUUCUUCUAAAACCUCUUGGAAAGAGGCUCUCAAUUUCUAUCUGGCAUUUUUUUUUGUCCAUAAAAUCUCUUUAACCCCAACUCCCAACUGGUAGAACCCACAUAUAAGCACUUUAAAAUAAAAAUAAAGGUUUUUAUCCCCUAAACAAAAUAAUAUUACUUAAACGUAUUUGAGUAAUAAAGUAAAACUCAAUUUAAUCUUUUUAAAAUGUAUUAAUUAAAUUAUGACCUAUAUACUUUUCCAAAGCGGUACAGUAAUGACAUAAUUAUUUAUAAUAUUUUUAAACAUCUAAAAUUCUCACUAGUCACAGGGGCGAAGCUAGGGUUGGUGUCACCUAGUAAGGUAAACGUUUUGGUGGAUCGGGAUCCCAAAGUGGUCAUGAACCAACCAGGAAAGGGAUCCCAACUUGAUUUUAAUCGGAGUCGGAAUUCCACCAAAAGGGUAUCCCAUCGGUAAAACGGGAUCCCUUUGGUGCCAGGUUAACCGGGAUUGGGAUGCCAUCGGGACCCAACCAACAUCAGGAUUGCACGGGCUAUUGGAAUCCAUCAAGAUAUGGGAUCCCAUUUUGAUAACGGUUUCCAACAUGAUUGGGAUCAAAUGGAUCGGGAUCCCAAUGGGUUCAGGAUCCAUGUGAAAAGGGGCACAUCGGGGUCUUGAACACGACAGGGAAAAGGAUCCUAUUCGAAAACGGAAUCUAAUCGUGAACUUUAUCACCAAGGGGUCAUUCUUCAAUUAGGGAAAGGAUCUCCUUAAAUGGGAUCCAACAAAAAUGGGAUCCAACAAGUAAAGGAGAAUUGUAGCCGUUUAGAAACUGUAUACAAUCGGGAUCCCAUUGUGAUUUAAUAGGAUUCCAUUUUAAAUUAACCAGGAUCCCAUUGGGAUCAGGAUAUGGAAAUCCCAACAGAAAAGGAUCCUCCUGGAAAUAAGAUCACUUUGCGAUCGUAUUUUAAAUAUAAUUUUUUUUAAGAGAAAAAAAAUAAUUUUAAUAUUUUUUUGGUGAUUUUUUUUAAAGGCCCUUUAUAUCGACAUUAGCUUAAAGGCUGUAUAAGUUGUUGUUUUAGUAAUGCAAUGCUGGGCCUUGCCGUGAAUGUUAGCUAGUAUAGUAGGUACCUCGGAUUACGAAAGCAUUAGGUCAAAAACAAUGCGGGUUAUAGACAACGAAUUCGUUAGGAAAAAAAAUUGUCUAGAGUAACGAAAAGUGCCUUAGGUUAUGAAAGAAGGUGACGGAGAGCAAGGUUUAAUUUUGUAUAGAAAAGAUGGCGUACGUUGCACACAUAGUACAGUAUGGUUAAUUAAACUGUCUCAGUCAUCAUAAAAAAAGAAACAGUUAUUUAAAUCAGCGAUGUGGCUAGAGACGUAAAUAAACUGCAAAAGCAAAGACCUUAUAUUUCAGAAAAAGUUGAAAAUCUUCUCUUCUCCUUCUAUAUUUUAAUGACCCACAAUCAAUUCAUUGAUCAUUAUAUCUCCCAUACAUGUAUAGGGCAUUUACAAGUUGGUGUGUCUCGUGUUGAAGAGGAUAUUUCUCUGGUUUCAAGGGCUACACAGUAAGAGUAUUAUUAAAUGGGGGUUUGAUGGCCGGAGGCAUCAGAUGCAUAUGUUGCAAGUGUUUUCGCCUCAACUGUUCCUUUUAGAAGCUUUUCCCAGUCCCUGAUUCUCUUUGGCAAGAAUGAGCAGUUCCUAUACUGGCUUCUCGGUGGUAUUUACUGCUGUCAUGACAUCGUCGCUGUCUAUGGUGAGAGGGAAGAGUUUCUGUUUAAUGCUGGAGCAGUGGACCAGCCCAUUAGUUAUAUUGUACAUCAUGGAGAGCCAAAAUAGUUUUCGUCUGUCCUCCAACGGUGAUCAGCCUAGUUUUUCUAGCAUGCUGCCAGCACUAGAGGUAUUCCUGUAGCGGUUCAUUACAAAGCAUGCUUCCCGUCUCUGGACCGCCUGGAACCUGUCGAUGCUCUGCUGAGUAAAUGGGUCACAGACUGAAGAUGCGUAAUCUAAAAGUGGCCGGUCAAAAGCUUAACAGGCUCUUUCUUUUAAUCUGGAGUUGUCGAUCGUUAGAUUUCGCCUUAAGAACCAGAGUGUCUUGUUUGGAUGUCUGCACACAUUGUUAAUACGCUCGUCCCAGUGGACUUCUCUUUAAUUGGUAACACUUAAGUCCUUUACUGGGGGAACUUGCUCAAGUAUAUAGCCAUGCAGUUAGUAAAUGCGGUGUAGAGGAGUACAACUUUUUGAGAUUGUCAGUUUCCAGCACUUGGCUGCAUAAAAUUCCAUUUCAGGCUCAUCUCUAAGUCGGCUAACCGAUUGAGAUCUUGUUGUAGCUCUGCGUGUUUAGGUCUCAGUCUGAAGAUGCGUAAUAAAAAAUGGCUUGACAAAAGCUUUAUGAGCUUUUUUCUGUCACAUUAGAGUCGCCGAUCAUUACAUUUUGCCUUAAGAACCCUAAUGUCUUGUUUUCCUGGUGGUACACAUUGUUAAUAGGCUCGUCCCAAUGGACGUCCUAUUGAAUGGUAACACUGAGGCACUGAGUUACCUUAAUGGAAACUGGCUCAAACAUAUGGCCAUGCAGUUUGCAAGGGUGGUUAAAGAGGGGUACUACUUCUAGAAAGUAGCACUUGGUAGUAUGAAAUUCCAUAUCCCAGCUCAACUCCAACUCAGGAUCUGAUGGAGGUCUUGCUGUAGCUUGUCCUGGUCAUAACUGUUGGUGAUCUGCCUAUAUACAACCGUGUCAUCUUUAAACAGUCUUAUUUGGGAUGUCAGUUUCUAGGGUAGGUCAUUGAUGUAUGCUAUGAACAAACAUGUACCUUGCACCGAGCCCUAGGUAACCACUGAUUUAACAUCGAGAGUGUACCGCCCCCUCUAUUGCCUGGCAUCAGUUAUAUACUAAAGAAGCUAGAGAUCAGGGUUUUUGAUGUGCCUUGAUGCCAUUUCUCUGAUGUUUUUGUAAAAGUAUAUUUUUUGUGAGAAGCCCAUCAGCAGCACGUCAGUUUGCUUGCUUUUCUGCAGAUUGGUCAUCAAGUCUUCUACAAAUUCAAGGAGCUGGGUCUCACAUGAUCUAUUGACUGGGAAAACAUGCUGACAAGCAUUAAGUAUAUUUUGGCUCUCAAGAAGCUUCUUGACUUGCAUUAAAAUUAAUUUAAGUGCUCCAAUACAUUGCAUACCACGCUAAUGACAGAUAUCGGACCUUAGUUGUCAGGAUCGGAAGUGACAUGCGCUAUUCUCCUGUUUGCUGAAACAUUACCCGUGUUAUCAGAACCACAUGCUUUGUAGUGGGUUAAUUGUUUGAGGAGGGCAAGCACAAUCUGCCUCUUCCCCGAAAAUUUAAUAUCUUCUAUGAGAGGGUGGGCUCUGUUCAUCAUGUUGGUCUGCAGAAGGAAAUCAGCCUCCUAGUACUCUCUACCGCCACCAAAGACAGACUGGAACUGUUGAUUAUAUGUCCUCCUGUUCUUUUUACUCAGAUGUCAAAUGACCAUCACACCUCAGUGGGGAGGGGGAACAACCCAAGUAUUUAAGGACUUUUGAUGCUUGACGUAGCUCCAGAAACGUUUGUCCUUGACACCCUUGAUCGGAGUGUCUUCAUAUGAGAAGAAGCCUUUCAACUUCUCAGGUUAUCCCUUUCUGCCUUGGCAUAAUUUGAGAUUUCUCGAAUGAUUUCAUUCUUUUUUAGUAUGUUGACCUGAAAUUUACAACAUGGUAUGCAGUGGUCUGAUAUCCCAUGCAUGACCUUAACACUUGGGAUUUUCUGGACCAAUGAAUACAUACUACUGUGGCAAAAAAUGUUGCCUAGGGUAGGUUCCUCUUACAACGGCCACAGAAACACUAUCUAACCAGAGCCUAAACUCUGUUUUUUCUUUCUUUCUGAUAUAAAAAAAUUCACCAUAGACUUUGAAGUCACAGGUAUACUUUAGAUACUAAUGUGUUUUGCCAAGACAAAAUGCUCGACAAUACUGUUCAUCUGUGAAACAGUGUAACCAAUCAGUCACUCAUUUCUUGAAAGAAACCACAGUCUGACGCCCAUAACAAAAUAUGCCUUCAUAUUUUCUCCGCACCAAUAUAUCGCGCCACUGGAAAUGUGUUAUAGCGUUUCAUGACUGAGAAAAAGUGGUGCGACGCAUGGUGAAGUCCAUAAAGAAAACAUUAUUACUCAUUGAAACAAUUAAUAACCAGACAUAUAGCAUAAACACACGAUAUGACCGUGACACGUUUCACCUCACGAGCGACGUUAGGUGAAACAUAAUGUUGCGAGUUUAAAAGCAAAACAACGGUCCAUGCGUGUGUAUGCGAUGGUCAACCUGACAUUCAAAUAAGAACUUAAAAGUAUAAUCUAUAUCAAAUGGAUAAAAUGUCAUCGAAUGUCUAAAUAAAAACACAUUUUAAUUAUUCAUAAAUUUAAGGUCAAUAAUAUUUUAUUUGCAUGGCCGUUUUUUUAUAGAGUGAUGACCUCUAAUUACACAUACAAAGUAAGUGGUAAUUUAGUUACUGUCUAAAUUAUUUGUUAAAUGUUUAUCUCUAGCCAAAUAUAGCAUUCAAGUCGAUAAUUUGUCACCAAAAUUUGAAUCUUUGCAGAAUUUAAUUUGUAAAAUCUUUAAUAAGGCGAAAGUGAAAAAGAGAAGGAAAAAAAUGUCAACGUCUUAUCUGUUGCGGACAGCCAUGAAUAGUCCCGUCAUUGUUUAAAUAUAAGAAGGUGGAAUGUUUCCAGGAUCCCCUUGCUUUAAAAAAUUGUGUAGGUUAUUGGACCAGCCUAACUCUCCCCUCUCUCUUCUCAUGUCUGAAUUACACGGCACGGUAUCUUCGUAGUCAUUAAACAACUCUUGUCUACAUAAAGACAAUUUUGCGUUACUUUGAUAUGUCAUUUCUCCUUUGUUGCAAUUAUUAUAGUUGGAAAAAAAAUUAUUUUACAUUAUUAGAAAUGUUAUUUUGAGACAAAUCAUUUAUUGUGAAGUUUAUAUUUCCAUAGUCUCUUGACGGAUAUACUUCACAAUCAGUGCCAUUCAGGCAGGCAUUAAUAUCUUCUUUUCAAUUUUCACAAAUAUCUGAGAUUUUUUUUCGGGAUUAGGAGGAAAUUGGGAUUCCCCCCCCCCCCCGGGUCGUGAUUGUGUUUUCAAAAGCCCCAGGUACACCAUAAAUCUAAGGCACUCUAUCAAAAUCAAUAUGUGGAGUAUCCUUAAUACCAGGUUCAUAAUUAAUAUCACAAUCAAAAUCACCAUGUGUACCAUCAACAACAUUAGGUUCAUAAUCAAUGUUGCUAUCAAAAUUAGUGUGUGAACCAGGAUUAACAGUAGGUUCAAAAUUUAUGUCAGGGCGAUAGUCAUCUUGUGCAUUAUCACACCCGCAAUCUGUAUCCAAGUUAUCCAGCGUAUAUUUAUAUGUAUUUGUGUCAGUUUCUUCAAAAUAUUCGUCACCCAUAUCAAACCGAGAAAAUCCUGUUCAUCAUUUCUCUUACUUUUGCUACGGCCCCUUUUUUCAGUUGAGCCUUCAGGUUUUGUUAGCUUUAACCAAGACUUGUUAUCUCGGGACCAUUUAAGCUCAUUGCCAUUAACUUCCACCGUACAUUUUCUCGGUCUACUUUGCCCAUAUCUAUUUUUGAAGGCCCUAUCGCGCUUGUUAUCUUUAAAAUCUUUCUGAUCCACUUUACCACGAGUAUUGCUUGGAACCUCGUCCAAACAAUUCGAUGUUAUAUCUGCUUCGGUAGUCCUGUGACUAUGUUCUUCAUUAGUAAUUUUAAAUUCCUCAAAAUUGUUUAUGUCAAAGAUUUCAUAAAAAUUAUUUCCUCGUAUAUUUUUCUUACCACAGAUUCCGGUGGCAUAUAAAGCGUAAAUCCACCUAAUGCAUUCUUCUCUAAGUUCGUGUCAAGCUUUUUCUUCCUGUCGUACGUCUUCUCCCCCCGUUAGAAAUGGCUUGUCCCUGUUCAGUUGUGGCUUGUGUAACUGGUUUAUCUGUUUUAACUGGACUGCUGUUGCUGUUUCAACGGGAACCUCACAUUAGCGAAUGAUAAGGCCUAGUGUGUUUUCUAUAUUGUGGCUUUUUUAACAAGCCCCUACUGAGACGAAAUCUUGGCUGGUAUGGACGUUAUGGCUCUAUGUGUAGACAAGCCCCCACUAUAGCGACAUGUGGGCUGGUAUGGACGUUAUGGCUCACAGUGUAGACAAGCCCCCACUGUGACGAAAUUUUGUCUAGGGGUAGGUCCCUCUUCAAACGGCCACAGACACAAUAUCAAACCAGAGCCUAAACUCUGUUUUUCUUUCUUUCUGAUAGAAAAAAACCUCGCGAUAGACUUUGAAGUAGCAGGUAUAAUUUAAUAACUAAUUUGUUCCUCCAAGACAAAAUGCACGACAAACCAAUCAUCAACAAUACUGUUCAUCUGUGAAACAGUGUAACCAAUCAGUCACUCAUUUCUUGAAAGAAAACACAGUCUGACGCACAUAAAAAAUAUGCUUUCAUAUUUUCUUCGCACCAAUAUAUCGCACCACCGGAAAUGCGUCAUAGCGUUUCAAGACUGAGAAAAAGGGGUGCGACACAUAGGGAAGUUCCUAAAGAAAACAUCAUUACUCAUUGAAACAAUUAAUAAUCAGACAUAUAGCAUAAACACACUAUAUAACGGUGACAACUAGCAGGAGAUAAUUUUAGUAAGCAAUAACAUGUAAAAAGGCAUAUAUGUAAAACAGUGAAGGCAAAUCGGGGAGUUAUUGUUGAAAUUGCUUUGUGCGAGACUGGUGAUUUUAAAGCCAUGAGAGGCUGAUUUGGAAAAGUUUUUAAAAAGAGUGGUUUUCGUAGUGUAAUUGGUCACAGAGAGGCAGCAAGUUCUAACGAGAAAGAACCAAAAGCGUUCUAGGUGGAUAUCAGGCGUCUUUUAUUGCGAUGAAACGGUAUUAUUUUCUGGUUGUUCUUUGAUCUUAUUUAAUACGUGAAGCACACAUAUUCCAGGCGUUUAGUCAGUUAAGCGACAGGGUGUUCAUUUUAAAAAAGAACGAUUCCUGUCCUUGAAACGGAUUAUCUCUAUUUCAAUGAUUUAAAUGUUUCGUGUUAUGAACACUUCGGAUUACGAACCGAGCUCUGGAACAGAUUAAGUUCGUAACCCGAUGUACCAUUGUGUAUAUAUAUAUAUAUAUAUAUAUAAAUAAAAGUUUGCUUACUUCUGGGUUUGUUGCUCCGUAUACGUUAUACAUGGAUUAAUGUAUCUAUACCAAACUUGGCACAUAUAUAUAUCAUUAUCCUGAGGGAAAUAAUGGGCGCUUAAAAAUUUUAGAAAAAUUCCUUUUGGGAUCUAGGACCCUAAAUUCGUGUUUUUCUUAUAUGAGGUAAGUAAUUUAAAUGACCAACUAAUGCUGCUGCUUAAAUGCCUGGAUCCUGACCAAGUUUAGCACACAUACAUUUGAUUAUCAAUAUUUAAAUAAUUGAUUGUGAAUGAUUUCAGUGUAUCCAUUCCUAUUGGGCCGGGUCCCCUUUCAUGUUUCCUUAUAUAAUCGAUUUAGUUAAAAUUCGAUUAGCCAGACAACGAUUUAGGUUAUAUAUAAAUUGAUGGAACUAGGCCUACAUUGUCUGAAUUGAAAUAUUGGUUGAUUUAAGAUUAAUAAUAUCCAAUUCAAUCAGGUUCGAUCUAGGAUUUUCCAUGACGUUUAAUUAUUAACGUUAAAAGCUAUAUCUAUGUUAUUUUUAAUUGAUUUUAUUGAGACAGCGUCUAAAUUUUUAACUCGAUUAUUUAUCUGAACGAUUUUUAUAGUGCCAGCCACUUUAGGAAUAACUAAAAUGGUACACUUAGGGAAAAGGUCCCACACAGGGGCACCUCUAUUAAAUAAACUGAAAAUGUUUAUAGUUAUCGCAUUUAGGUGUAGAAUUUUUUGUAUUCGAAAAAUAAUUACGAAGAAAAGUAACUUUUUUACAAGUUUCGAGGAUGCUAUCAAAUGUGAUCUAUAAUGUGCAUAAACUUAUAUACUGUACUACAGAUUAUAUAAUAAUAAAAUUAAUAAUGAUAAUAAUAAUAAUAAUAAAGAUUAUUUGAAAAUCACGCUAGGUACAUACCACAUUGAAGUACAAAAUGCAACAUUACAAAAACUACAUACGAGAAUACCCAUUCUAAGUCUUUCAUACCUUGCAAACAUAAAUAACACAAGCCAAUAUAGUUGUACAAGAUAAUAGCUAGAUAGACAACAUCACACCAGCAGGUGUUUGCGAAAUAGAUAGUCUUCAAAUCCGUUUUGAAAGAUUCCAGUGUCUGGCUGUUUCUGAAAGCGAUUAGAAGGGUGUUCCAAAUUGUUUCGCCAGCAAACGCGAAAUGUGCCCCUCGUAAGUCUCCAGGCGAACACGUGGUAUCGAGAGUUUGCCACUAUCAGAUCAGUGGAGUUGUGUAGUGGGUAGCACUUAUAGAUAGGAUGGGGCAAGGUCAUGCAAGGAGCGGUAGCACAGAUUUGCUAAUUUAUUUAAAGUUUAGUUUUAUUCUAUUCACUCCAAUAAUUUCCUAGGGAUUUUUUUAUCACCGAGUCAUCUUUUUAUUCUUGAAGCAUCGAUUUUUUCUCUUUAAUUUUUUCUUAUAAUUAUGUAAAUGCCUUUAUCAUAUGUAUAUUAUGUUUCUUUCGCUUUGAAUACUUAAAUUACGGUAUAUCCUAAUAUGUAUAUCCAUGGAGUUUAGCUAAAGUUUUUAAACGAACACUUUAUAAUCCUAACAGAAAAGGAAAGUGAUCCCCUUAAAUAACAAGAUCCUACAAGUGAACGGGAUCAAAAUUAGAAAAUUAUAUCCCACCCAGUAGCAGUAUCACAGAAAAUAGAUCAUGAUAUGAAUGGGAUCUAACAGGGAUCUGUAUACCAAUGGUAAAGGGAUCAAACACUUAAUUGGAUCACAUCAGAUAGUGGGAUCCCAAAGAGGAACGGGAUCACAACUUUUCGAAUGUUUGAUCACAUUUAGAAAAAUUAUCCCUUAAAAAUCGGAAUUUAUUUAUUUAUUUAUUUAUUUAGGCAUUUUUAUACAGCGCAUACCUUAAAGCUCUAAGCGCUUUACAAUUAUUAAAAACAUAUAAACUAAGUAAAAUAAAAAUGAGACACUAGGAUAGUAACUGCUAUACUAUAGAAACAAUGAAAAUGGCUAUAAAACGAGGACACUUUGACACGUUUUGGACUAUACUUCAGGAUCAACCUGAAACAGAAAAUGGGUUCGGAAUCCCAAAGGGUGAAGAUCACUGGGAUCUGGAUUCCACUGGGAUCUGGAAACCGCCGGACCGGAAUUCAAUCAGAAUAUGAGAUACCAUGUCUAAACGGAACCAAUCGACAUCCAUAUGGGGUUCUGAUGCAAUUGGGAACAGUAUUCCUUCGGAAAAUUGCUAUCCCAUCAAAAUCUGGAUCCAAUCUGAAUCGGGAUCUCACUGGGAACGGUAUUUCAUUUAGAUCAGCAAUUAAUCGAGGUUAAUUCGGUUCCCAUCAUGAUCGGGAUCUAGAUCCCAAACUUGUGAAUGUGAUCCAAACUGAGAAGGCUUCCGACUGGGGUUCGAAUGGGAAAUUGGAUCUUUUUAGGAUCGUAUGUGAAAAAGUGUUUUUUUUUAGAUGCCCCUUAAUUUCCAUGACAGCUAAAAAGAUGUAAAAUUUGUGGGUUUUUUUCGAAUGCAAUCCCGAGCCAUGCCCUUGUAUAUUGGCUAUUAUGUAUGUAUAUAUAACUGAAUUUAUUUCAUUUAAGACAAAAUUAGUUCCUUUUAAAUAAGUUUUGAAAACUAGGUCGUAUUUAACAAAUAAUCAUGUUUAAAAUUGUUAACUAACUAAAGCAUUAAUUAAUAUUUAACUUAAAGUUGUUUAAAGAAUAUAUAUAUUUUUGUAAUUUUUUUGUUUAACACACAACAGCAUAUUUGAAUGAUAUACUAUGCUUAAAACAAUUAUUGAAGAAGAAGCUAUUUAAAUUUUUUUAUUGAAGUGAUCAUCCAGCGGGUGUAGCAAAGCUCAAAGAUGGAAAUGCAAAUUCUAUAUGAGACAUAAAGAAAAGAAUUAUGUCGUGAAAUAUAAUCGUAUUACGAAUAUUAUAGUUAUAUUCAGUCUCAUAUCAUUAUGUGUUUGUGUUUGAUAUAUUAUGAUUGUAGUAGGUCAACCUUUGAAAAUGCGGAACCUUUUAUAAUUCUUACUUUGCACCAUUUCUAACUUUGUUAAAUUUCUAAUUAUACGUAUUUAAAAAUAUAAACACUAAUUUAAUUUAGCAAGGUGUGUUAAAAUAUUAGUUUAAAUUUAAAAAAAAAAAAGAAAUUAUUUUUAUUUAAGGUAUCCAGAUUUUUUAUUUAAAAAAAAGUCACAAAAUUGAUGUGUACAAUAAUGGUCAUCUGUAAGUGUUAGGUAUAGAAUAGGGUAAUAUGCUAACCAAUUUACUAACAUAAAAUAAUAAAAACGUAUAUUUUAAAAAAAUUAAUUCACAUUGGCUUUUAAUUUAGUAAUUUUGGUUUUGAUUAAUAAAAAUAAUAAUAAAAUAUGAUUAGUGAUUUAUGCAAAUUAGCUUGACAGGUAUCUUAUUGUAUAUUAUUGUAUAAUAAAUCAAAUCGUUUCACUUUGUAAAGAAAUAUUAGUGCUCACGUUUUUACCCUCUAUUUUUAUUUACUUUCGUAGCGUUCUUCGUCAUAAAUAUUUUCUAAAAUAUUCUUUUAUACUUUCUCGUCUACUUUCGUUUAUCUUUUCUGAUUAAUGAACUUACGAUUACCCCAAGUUCGGCUGCGCUAUUAGUAGGGCGUGAAUUGUUGUAUCACAUGUACGCGGACGAUACACAACUUCAUCAAUCCAUGAUCCCUUCUCAGUUCCCUCAGCUGCUCAGUAUGACACAGAAGACAAGGGAGUCGGUUAAGCACUGGAUGACGAUAAACAAGCUCAAAUUAAAUGAUGAUAAGACUGAGCUGCUCCCCAUUGCGACCGCUCAGAAGCAGAAAUCUGCACAUAACACGACAUCCAUUACUCUCUCAGGUGUGCGUAUUGAGUUAGCUCAAACAGUGCGGUACCUGGGUGUCUACCUAGAUGGAAGACUAACUUUUGAAAGUCAUAUUAACAUGCUAUGCAAGGCGAUUUUUCUGGAGCUGCGCAGGAUUAGUCACAUCAGGCCCUUCCUAACAAUUGAUGCAACAAAGAGGCUGAUGUCUGCAUUUGUGCUAUCACGCAUGGACUAUUGCAAUGCUCUUAUGGUGGGUCUUCCAGCUACGCUCCUGGAUAAAAUUCAAAUAGCACAGAAUAAUGCGGCUCGCAUUGUUCUCCGCAAACGCAAGUUUGACCAUGCAAAAACACUUCUGAGAGAGCUGCACUGGCUGCCAGUGCGUGCUCGCAUGGAGUACAAAAUCGCAACUUUGUGCUACCGCUGCUUACAUGACCUGGCGCCGUCCUAUCUGAAAGAGCUGCUGACGCCUUAUGUACCCACUAGAGAGCUCCGCUCAUCCGAUAGUGGCAAACUCUCGACACCACGUGUUUGCCUUGAGACUUACGGAAAGCGCACUUUCGCAUUUGCUGGUCCACUAAUUUGGAACGCCCUUCCUGUCGAUCUCAGAAACAACCAGACACUGGAGUCCUUUAAAACCGAUUUAAAGACACAUCUAUUUCGCAAACACCUUCUGGGAUGAUUGUCAACAUUAUUUUCCAGUUAAUGCAUAAUGGCUGUGUUGCUUAUGGUUGAAAUGGCUAGAAAGACUUUGCCAUUGUAUGCUUGUACUUAGUUUUUGUCGUGUUGCGUUUGUUUUAAAUGUGGUAAACUAUAGAUUUGUUUUGUUUUUUUUUGUUGUUUUUUUUUUGACUUUGUACCGCGCUCCGAGCCUUUGGGGAUGAAGCGUGUUUUUGAAAUGAACUUUAUUAUUAUUAUUAUUAUUAUAUAUAUACAUAUAAAUAAGCCGAGACAAUGGAGGGCAGGAACUGUGGAGUCUGAUGAGGCGUGUGAUAUUUUUGAACGUGUGCUAUCUUUGCCAGAGAGCUUUAUUUAUUGUGUGUUGGUAGAUCAUUGUACAUUUUUACAACAUUGUAUCUUCUUUGACAUUUUACCAAUACAAGUCAAUCAUUAUAUUGUAGGACAAUAGCUUUAAUUUUAUCUCUGUUUGAUUUUGUAAUUUAUACUUAACAUAAUAAAACUUAUUAAUUGUAAAAAUCGUAAUCUUUGUUAUUGUAUUUAAAAUAUGGUACCGUCUUUUGUUGCGUACUGUUUUAGAAAGAGCCAUUUAUUUUAAUAAGAGAUUAAUUUCUCCAUAUUGAUAACAAUACGUAAUAAAUCUCUUCAAUAGUCUCUACAAUAUUCUAUAAAAUUAUGUCUAUAAUAGUCUCUACAAUAUUUUCUACAAUAUUAUAUACAAUAGUCUCUACAAUAUUCUCUCAAAUAUUCUCGCCCUCACAAUUUUAAAACCAUUCAAAAUGAUUGCUUAACUUUUAUUACAAGAUCUCAGCACACGUUAUAAAUAUCUAAAGUGUAAAUAUGUGUACACUCGUUUAUUUUCAGAUACAGUGAAAAGUUGGGAAUUAGAAAUGAAGAAUAUUGUUCAACAAACUAAAGGUGAUCAAAAUUUGACAAUGUCAAUGGAGUUCUUUUAUGUUGGGUUUUACUCAUCUUUUGGCUUAGUUCUAUAAUAAUUUUUUAAACAUAUAUUUACAUACAUUAAUUUCUAAUUUAUUUUUAAAUUAAUAAUAUAAUCCACAGAUUAUUAUCUUAAUAAUACACGUGGAUUAAGUGAAAAGGCAAAAAAAAUUUGGAUUGAAGGUAUUCUAAGCUUACUUUUUCAAUGAUUUGAAUUAAACUCUUCAAACUUUUAUGUAUGAAAUGUAAAUACACUAAUUGGUAUAUAUGGCAUUUUAGCAGAGAUUACUAUUUUUAUUUCAAUUACAUUUCCAAACUUAAAAGUAUCAACAUUACAAUUUUAAAAUUUGUGUUUAUAAAUAUGUAUUAACAAUUUUAAAAAAAUUAAAAAUUUUCACAGAGUUCUUAGAAUUACUUUGUAAAGUGCAUCAAGGAAACACGAAUGAGGGUGAGACACAUGUAAUUUACUAAAUUCAUGUAUAAAUAUUUAUACUGUUAUAUGAAUAGAAUUAUCUAUAUAAAUAGAGCCCAAACUGAGUUUUUUUUUUAAACUUAUAUACUAAAAAAUUUCUAGACUUAGAGAACUAUAAUUUAACAAAAAAUGUUCUCUAUUUUUACUAGUGAAAGACUUGUAAUGCCAAUAAAAUGUGCGACUAGAGGUUGGCCGAUGGGGCCAAAAAUUCGUGUUUUUCAUAUUAUGGGCUAAAUAAAGUUCAACGUGUGUAAAUAAAAUAAUAUAUAGGUAAAUAUGGUUAUAUAAAUUUAAAAAAAAUUGUCUAAUAUUCGCCUCAAAAUGCUCGGGCUCAUCGGUGCUACGUUCAAAGGUCUCAUUUUUUGUUGGAAAACAAUCUAAUGAUUGUCAUUGAUGCUUGUUACUGGAUUGUUGCUGAGAAAAGUGCGUUUUAUAUUACGUGCCAUGAAAAGUUGACUGGUGUGUUCAGAUUAACAGUCACACAUUUGCUUAGCAUGUAGAAUGUUUUGAAGGGCAUUCCGUCGACGAUGAUUUUUUAUUGUUGUUUUUCAAGCUAUGUAACCAUAACUAAAGUCCAAUAAGCUAAACCUUCAGUGACAUAGAAUGUGAAACCGAUCAGGAUAUCACUUAUUUCCUCUCAGUAUCUAGAAAAUCACUUUAAUUAAGCUUUAGCAACAAAUUCCUGUGUUUUCUUAUAGCUCUAUAACUUAUGGAGUAGAUCCAGAUCAUUCUGCAGCUCAGAAGAGGCACAUGCGCAUGGAAACCACGCGUUCAUAAAGAAAUUCCUAAUAGCCUCGAGAAAAAGUUUACGUGCAUUCGGACCGAAUUGGGAGAAAAACAGGAAUAAAAAUUAGCUCUCUAAGUCAAGAAUAUUUUUAGUCUUAACGUACAGCAAACCCUAAAUUGAAAUGUAUAUAUAUAUAUAUAUAUAUAUAUAUAUAUAUAUAUAUAUAUAUAUUUUAAGAAAAAAAGAAAAAAAAAAAUGCUCUCUAUAAAAAGAAUAUUUUUAUUUUAAAAAUACAGAAAACACUAUAUAUAAAUAUAUAUAUAUAUAUAUAUAUAUAUAUAUAUAUAUAUAUAUAUAUAUAAAUUUUGCUAAAGUUUCUAGAAUUUUCAAGAGAAAACUGAAACGUUCUUAACUUGUGCUAUUUGAAACUUUAAUAAACUUUAUUAUUCUGGUUGAAAUAUUGGUGGCUGUUGGUCACAAUUCGCCCAACACCAGGUUGACCAAUGACGGCUAAACUUUUAGUUGUUAUUAUUUUCUAGGUGUAUGCAUACGAGUCUUACUAAAUAUUGGCUUCAAUUUUCUUGGAAAUAAUUUCCACCGCAAUUGUUUCUAACAAUUGAAAUGUAAAGAUAUAUACUGAUAAACGUCAAAACACAUAUUAUCACAAUUAACAUUAAAUAAUCACUAAACCAAUAUUUCACUCUGUAGUGUGUUUGGGUUUUAAGAUAUGGCUGUAACGGAAAUGAAGUCCCACGAUUAAAUGAAAAUCUUCUUCUUCUUCUAUAUAUUAAGGGUCCACGAUCAAUUUAUUGAUCAUUUAGGCUCAUAUGCAUGUAGAGGGGAUUUGCAAUUUUUCUGUGCUUGGUGUUGAUGAGGACAUUUCAAUGAUUUCCAGUGCCAAUUUGUGAGGGAAUCAUGCACUGGGGGUUUGAAGGCUUGAGGCAAUAGACACAAAUAAGUCUAAUGUUGUCGCCUCAACUGUUCCUUUUGAAAGCUUGUUCCAGUCCCUGAUUGUCUUGGGCAGGAAUGAGCAGCUCCAAUACUGGCUUCUUACUGGUAUGAGCCUGAAUUGCCUUUCAUGGCCACGUCGCUGUCUAUGGAGGAGAAGGACGAGUUUCGGUUUAAUACUGGAACAGUGGAUCAGCCCAUUAUUUAUCUUGUACAUAAUGGAGAGCCUGGGUUGUCGUCGUCGUUCCUCCAAUGGUUUCAAUAUGUAACUCAGCAGCCGACGCCUAUCCCACCUUUGAAAUCUAAAAUGGAAAAUGAUAAAAUGCAUAUUUCAAAAUUGUAUUUUAAAUUCUCAAACGUAAAAGAGUUUUGAGGCAUAGGAGAGAUAUUGAUAUAAACGGGAAAUACACUCACUGUUCUGUGGCAAAUCUUGUGUUGCCUUGGGCACCAUCUAAAAAUAACAUAAACCAACCUUGUCUCCAACACACAAAUAAUUUAUUAAUUUGUUAAUGCACAUUAAUAAGUAAACUCCAGGGGUCUUACCACACUAGGUUUUCAAGCUUAAUCGGGAGGCAUGACCCACGCUCUAUAAUAAUAGUGUUAUUGACAACAUUCCAACACCCACAUUUACUGUGAAAUGUACCCAACUUCAAAAUGAUUUACAUAAAAAAAAUGUAAGCUCUUGAAGUACAUUGGGUAAUUUAAUGAACCCGAUUUAAUAAAGUAACAGGGAGGGGGGAAUAGUGUUUGCAUGCUAUUAAACAGAGCGUAACCAAUCACAAUGACUUGUUCUUAUAUACUAGAAGAUAAGCAUCGACGUUAACGGAGUUAUUUAUUUUGGGUGGCAUAAUGAGUUACUUUCUACAUGAUAUUGCGAGAUCUCAACAUCCAAAAAUCCAUUUUUAACGUGUGUAACUAAAUCGAGUUUUCAUGUAUUCAUUGCUCAAAAAUUAGAAUUACGGCAAUUUUCCAAGACAUUGUUUUGUAUAUUUAGGAAAUUGUUAAUCAAACUUUCCUUUUUUAAAUAACGUAUCUAUGGAAAGAUUUGAUGUUAACGUUUCACGUGUCAUUUGAAUUUUUAGAAUUUCUUUUAUUCUCUUAUAUGUCCCUACCAUUUCAUUAACUAUAAAGGAAACAUGUUUUCUAAAAAAAAUUGUACUAACAUAUUCUUAAAUUUCAAAGUACAAAUAUAUAUAUAUAUAUAUAUAUAUAUAUAUAUAUAUAUAUAUAUAUAUAUAUAUAUUCUCUCUCUCUCUCUCUCUCUCUCUCUCUCUCUCUCUCUCUCUCUCUCAGAGAGAGAGAGAGAGAGAGCGAGAGAGAUCGAUAGAUAGAUAUGUAUAUAUUACCGCAGACGUUGCAAUGCCACUAAAAGAAAGAAAGUCUUUGUGUUUUAAGUUUCUUGAAGCGGUUUUAAACAUGCAAAUAAUUUUUGUACUUCUGGUGUGCUUACACCAAUAAAUCAGAAGUAUUUUUCCCACAGCAGAGCAGGUCAUAUACAGCUGUCCAUGGGAGAAGCAUGGGUCUUCAAAUUUAUUCCACAUACUUGUAGCGAUUGUCCCUGUGCUUCGUUCAUGGUCAAUGCAAAUGUGAAGUAUUGUGUGGCAAUAGUUGCAAAAUACGCCAACCCAUGAUAUGACCUAAUUUGUGCUGCCUUGGGGAAAAUCGCAUUUAAAAAUUGUUUCUUCCUCCCCACACACACACUCAUAUUUAUUAAUGUUUUGCUUAAAUUCCAAAAAUUUAACUAAAAUAAUAGCGUAUGUAUAUUUUUUUGCGAAUUUAAAUUUAUUCGAUUUCUGUAAAGUUAUAGAAGAUAACUAUGAUCGUGUUUAAGAAUCCGAACGUAUUCAAUCUUUUCGGUUGUUAUGCGUUACGUUCAUUCUCGUUCAUUCUUAUAUAUAUAAAUAUAUAUAAGCAUUAUUUUUAUCUUUACAUUUUUAGAAAAUUAACGCUGGGGGAAAAGUGCGAGAAAAAUCUUUUGAGAAAAAACUGUCUUAAAAAAACUUACAAUUCUGGUAAAGACGUAAAAAUUGGUUAACAAAUUUUUAUGAAGAUAUAAGUCGUCUGUGUUUUUUUACUCGAUGGUUUAGUUCAGGGCAAUUCAAAAAGUAGGUUAAUUUUUAUAGAAAUAAACCGAUACAUCAAUAUUCGUUAAUGUUACAGAUAUUUGAAAUGAUCAAUGUACAUUGAUUUUUGGUGAGUUUUAAUAUACAUUUCAAAAUCAUUUUAAACAUGAAGCCUUUUUGUUAAAGACUUUAUUGUGAAAAUUGUUUUUUUUAAAAACAAUCUUUUGAAAUAAAAUAUGUACUCAUAUUUAGAUACUUAAUUUAAUUAAAAUGACUAAUAUCCAUUGAAAUUAUCAUUUUAAGUAUAUACAAAGCUCACUUUAUGGGCAGGUAUAUUUUAAAUUAUUUUACAAAUUUUACACCAAAGAAAUAUUAAAUCCAAUUUUUCUGCUAUUUUUAUAACGUACAUCAUUUGGGCAUUCACAGAUUUUAUUUCUCCAAAUAUGCCUGAAACAAUGAAAAAUUGUAUUAAGUCCUUUGCAAACUGUAUCUAUGGUAGGUAUUUUUUUUUAUUUCUUUAUUUUUUUUUUAAAGUAGCAUUUAUUUAAAUAUAUAAUCUCAUACUUAAAUGUAGAUUUUGAACUAUUAUCGUUAUUGGUCGGUAAAUGUAAUUUUUUUUUAAAACAUAAUAAAAACGAUAAAUGGGUACGGUAUAGCUUUCCUAGAAUAACAUACAUAUAUUAUAUAUAUAUAUAUAUAUAUAUAUAUAUAUAUAUAUAUAUACAUAUUUUGAAAUAAUACGUGUAUAUAUAUAUUUUUUUUUAAAAAAUAAAAAAAAAUAUAAAUAUGUAUGAUAUAUAUUUUUUAUAAUAAUAUAUAUAUAUUAUAUAUAUAUAUAUAUAUAUAUAUAUAUAUAUAUAUAUACAUAGUUUGAAAUAAUACGAGUGUAAAUAUAUAUAUAUUUAUAUAUUAUAUAUAUAACAAAUUAUUAAGGUCAUUGUAUUUUAUGUUAUCUUUUGUAAAACUUUUGUAAUAUUAGUAAUAAUAACCUUAAGUUGGUAUAAGUAUUUCUAGUAGUUUUAAAUGUUUUAAACAAAAAAACAUUUUAUCUUAAAAUCUUUGAUAAGGCAUCAUAAAUAAAUCUGUAGAAUUUAAAAUAUAAAUUUUAAGAAUAAAAAAGGUGUCUGAUUUGAUUUAUGGUAAUUACUUUUAGUUCAACAAUUGUGUGUUAGUCAUGAUCACCUUUGCGAUUUGUUAAGAGGGAAGAGGCUGAUUGAAAAUAAUUCUUUUUGUCGUUUAUCAUUUUCUAUUCAAUUUGUCUUUACUUUUUUCUUCUAUUCACAGCUACUUUUACAUAUAUGGAAGAAAAUUAUAAAUUUAACCAUAUGGAGAAGUUUGAAAACCUCUUAAGUAAGUAAAAGUUGUAAAUAGUAUAUAUCAGAUAAUACAAAAUGCUUUAAAAUGUCUGAUAAAUAAGACGAUCUAAUUUUUUAUUAUGUAUAUAAUGUAAGCUUGUAAAUGAAUAUUUCUUUGCGUUGAAAGCAUUUAAAUAGUAAAAAUAAUGUACACUUUUGUGUAAAUGAUUAAUUAACUAUUCUCAUUUUUUCUAAUUUUUUAAGACAUUUUAAACCUAAUAAGCAAUGUCUUAAGUGCAACAAAAUUAAUAUGCAUCACCGUCUUAUAGCAUAAAUAAAACUAUGGAUUUAAAAUGUUGCUUUUUUGUUUCGUCCAAAGUUAUUAGUGAUGCAUUUUUGGAUUAUGUAAUAUAUUUUAAGCUUUUGAAAAUUUUGAAAUAAGUGUUAUUUAUAAAGAAACAUUUAAUGGAAAAAUCUGAUUUUUCUCGGUUGAUGAAUGAAACCAUGUAUUUGAAAUGGAUGUUUCCAUGAGAAUAUUGUAUAUUGCUUAACAAUGGCAGAAAGGAUGGAAGAUUGAUAAAUGAAUACAUGAAUUUAGGAAUUAUAUUUAAAUAAAUAUGAGCAUAAAUAUGGACAUGAUUAAAAAUAUAGAAACAUCGUAUUUACCCAAUAUCAUGUUUAAGAGAUAUCAAUAAAUAAUUUUAAUUCACUAUUAUCAUUAACAAUAAAUACUUUAAACCACAGAAUACAUGCAACAAGUAAAGGGAUUUAUUCAGCCUGGUAAAUAUAUUUUUUAUACAAUAUUUAUGGUGAGUCUUGAUAAAAUAUAAAUGGCAAAAAAAUAUUUGGUUCCGCAAAUAUUUCACUGUAUUUACGUAUAAUCGAACCACUGAUUCCAAAAAAACAUAUCGCUAGUUACCCCCUAAAAGCUCUAGUUUUUUUUAGAUAUACUACAUAAAAAUGUCUUUAUUUUAUAACAAGAACACAUAUUUACUUGGCAUUUGGUAUUAUUAUUUAGCAGAAAUUAAGAUAUUUUUUUAAAACUGUUGAUAUUCGCUGUUGUCUUUAAUGAUAUUUUUAUAUAUUUUAUAUUCCUAAGUCCAUAUUCAUUGUGUAGAUUAGUUUUUUGCAUUAUUCAAAUCAUCCACAUACUGAUUUCUAAGGCAUUUCUAUUUUGGAUGUUUUAACUUUACAUACAUUCAUUUAAAUCGUCACCUUAUAUAGAUCUGUUUUAUAACACAUAACAAACCAAGAUUUUAAAUGACAAAAUUAUCACUUACUUGACAGGGCAAUUUUAUCGUUAGUUAGCAAUUACCUUCUUAAGGCAUAGUCAAUUUGUAUUUAAAAAUUGAAAGGACAAUACAUUUUUUAAAGCUUGAGAGAAAUUUUUACAUAACCAGCUUUGAACAUGUUUAUAAAAAAUAUAAAGUGUUUAGCCUAUUACAAAUUUCAAAGGUAAAACAUUUUUAUUGCUGAAAUUGUGAUGUUUUUAUGAGUUAAGUCUUUUUCACAUAAAAUGGUCAAUUUUAUCAUAUAUGGUUUAGGACGUGUAUUUUAAUUUAUCUGUUUCACUUUUGAUUUUUUUGAACAAAAUAUAGCAAUCAAAACUUUCAUUAGAAAUUAAGUUAUAAUUCACAAUAUCUAUGUUCAUUUUUUCAUUUAAUAGUAUUGCAUAUAACUUUUAUUUUCUUAUUGAUCAUCAGAGGAGACCGGUGGAAAAACAAAUCAAUCUUCAGACAAAACAAAUAGUAAAAAUGUUGCUGAAGUCGAAGGUAUUUAUACAAUGUUAUAUGAUAGGAAAUAGAUAGAACACAGAAUGAGAGCCAUAAUUCAUUCAUUGCUGAUAGGGAGGAGCUAGACAGUGUGACCCCUACACCUUCCUCACCGUUCUCAGAGGACGUUAGUCAGACAGAAUCAUUUGAUAGAUUCCUGCCUGUGACUGAGGAUGAGGUGAGGCGAGUCAUCAUCAGGUCUGCUCCCAAGUCUUGUGCCCUUGAUCCGAUCCCCGUCCCACUGCUUGUAGAAUGCCUUGACGUCCUCCUCCCAGCACUCACCUCCAUAAUAAAUUCUUCAAUUCUCUCUGGCAUCUUCCCUCCUAUUUUCAAACGGUCGAUAGUCCUGCGUCUCCUAAAGAAACCCUCACUUGAUCCAAAAACACUCAAGAAUUACCGCCCCGUCAGCAACCUCUCCUUUCUCUCAAAAAUCAUAGAAAAACUCAUACUCUCUCAGCUCUCUGACUAUCUUUGCUCUCGCAAUCUCUAUCCUACCUCUCAGUCCGCUUACCGACUUGGUCAUAGCACAGAAACAGCACUGGUCCGAGUCAUGAGCGACCUCCUGCGCGCGAUGGACGAUGGCAAACUCUCUAUUCUCACUCUGUUAGAUCUCUCUGCUGCAUUUGAUACCAUUGACCACCAAAUUCUUCUCGACCGCUUUUAUCUUUCUUUCGGACUUACUGGAUCAGCUUUAAACUGGUGUCAAUCAUAUCUUUCUGACAGAACUCAAACAGUCUCUAUUUCCAACCACUCUUCCAAACCUUCAGCCCUGUCUAUUGGAGUUCCUCAAGGAUCGGUGCUUGGGCCGGUCCUUUUCAUCCUCUACACUAAACCUCUAUCAUCUCUUAUUAGCCACCACUCAGUUUCCAGUCAAUCCAUUGCUGAUGGCACUCAAAUCAGUUACUCUUGCUUUCCUCAUCAACUUGAUGCCACAAUCCUUCGCAUACAGGAGUGCGUGGACGACGUAAAGCAUUGAAUGGAUUGCAACAAACUGAAGCUAAAUGAUGAUAAAACGGAAAUCCUUCUCAUCCACUCUCAAAACAAACCUCUCCCUCCAUCCGCUCCUUCUUCUAUAUCUAUUGGCAACUCUGACAUCACACUCUCUUCCUCUGCCAGAAACCUUGGAGUCACGCUUACAGACACCCUCUCCAUGGACAAACAUGUCACGAAUAUAUGCAGAUCAGUAUAUAACAAAAUUAGAAAAAUCCUCCUCUCCUUUGAUGCCACAAAAACUCUCGUCUCUUCACUCAUUCUUUAAAAAAUUUGACUACUGUAACACUCUUCUCGCAGGCAUUCAUCAACACCACAUAGACAAACUUCAGAAGGCACAGAACUCAGCAUGCAGACACAUUUUUAAAUCAAAGAAACAUGACCACAUUCAACCCCACAUGCGGCAACUCAACUGGCUUACAAUAUCCUCUCCAAUCAAGUACAAGUCUCCCAAUCUAUGCUUCAACAGGUUCACUGACCCUCACUUUCCUGUCUAUCUCUCUGAACUGAUGCUUCCUUACAUCCCCACACAUGUUUUUUUUAAAAUAAUUGUAAAGCGCUUAGAGCUUUAAGGUAAGCGCUAUAUAAAAAUGCCUGAAUAAAUAAAUAAAUAUGGCUUAUCUUUGUGAAUAAUGUUUGUUACAGUUUCAUUAUACUUAAAAGAAAUUUAAAUUUUAUCUAAAAAUAACAUUGAAAAACUUGUUUGUGGGUUUUAAACUAUUAAAUAUAAUUUAUCAUUUUAUUUAAUAUCAAGAAGCUAUUAAUAUUAAUUUGCGUAUUUUAUGUAAUAAGUAAAAAUUUUCAUAUUUUCUCUUUGUGUUUUUCUAUUAAAGUUUAUAUCAUUGUGUAAUGUAUAUAUAUAUGUAUAUAAAUAUAUAUAUAUUUAUAUAUAUAUAUGUAUAUAUAUAUAUAUAUAUAUAUAUAUAUAUAUAUAUAUAUAUAUAUAUAUAUAUAUAUAUAUAUAUAUAUAUAUAUAUUUUUUUUUUAUAUAUAUUAAUAUAUAUAUAUAUAUAUAUAUAUAUAUAUAUAUAUAUAUAUAUAUAUAUAUAUAUAUAUAUAUAUAUAUAUAUAUAUAUAUAUAUAUAUAUAUAUAUAUAUAUAUAUAUAUAUAUAUAUAUAUAGUUCUUUGAUUUAACUAUGUUACAGUUAAUCACGUUUGAUCGUUUAUGUUAUCAAAAUAUGUUUGUACCGUUUUAUAGUAUCUAGUAAUUUAAAAUCUUACCUUUCAUUUAGUCAUUUAUCUAUACUAAUAAAAAGGCAAAGCCCUUACUCACUGACUCAUCACUAAUUCCCCAUUUUUCCUGUAGAUAGAAGCCUUAAAAUUUGGCAGGCUUAUUCCUUACAGCUUACUCACAAAAGUAAAGGUUUCAUUUCAAAAACUCUACCCGGAACUGUAACAACCUUUGGGCCUCGACCUCUUUUUUUUUCCUAAAUGAGCAAUAUCAAUAAAAUUAACAACAAAAUAUUGCGAUUGAGUGUUGUUCAGAACUUAUAUGUGUUAUUUUAUCUGUUAUGCUUAGUAUCAACAAUAUUUCAGACCAAGACAAAGACUUCCAGGCUAUUAUUCAAGUCGACAUUAAACUAUCACAUGCACACAAAGGCAUAUAUAAUAAACCUGAAGCAAGUGAAGUUGGUGCUGUCAUCGUGGGGAACACGUUCGAAUAUCUUGACAAUAUCUUGAAGAGCAUAGAAAAUAAACUGCAACGCAUUAAGGAUACACACAUAUCCUAUGAUGCACUUCAAUAUCCCCUCAUGUUCUCUAAUGGUGAGGGCGGCUCUUCUGUGUCUAUACCACAAGUUGACCCUGACAGUAAGUUAUGAACGACAGUAAGUUGUCUGCAACGAACUACUAUUCAUAUCGACUUAUGUUUAGACAACAUCAUGAAAUUACUAUAUUUUUCGUCAGAAGUUUAUUUAAUUAGUUUUAAGUUGAUGUGUACGCCAAAGUUAAAUCCGAAAGACUAAAUUAUAUAAGACUAAAUCAAAAUUAACUACGAGCUUAAAAUUACGUCUAUUAUUUAUUAGUAAUUUCCGUCAUAUUAUGUGUGGACAAACAACAUGUUUCGUCGAAGGAAGCAGGGGAAAACUGUUCCAGGGGUUAUGGUUUGAAAAAGGAUAAUGUGUUGUGUCAGGUAUACAUUGUGCACCCUAAUAUCUGAGAAUGUUACCAUCUUUGAUUGCUUUUCAACAAAAUCAAAGUUCCCACGUCGUAGGAAUAUCUUAGAAAAAUUGAUCGUGUUCUACUUCCAACAUUUAAGUUGACCUGAAAGGUCUCAAGCUGUAAAAAAUUUGCUAUUUAUCAAGGCAAACGAAAGAUAAGGGUUUCCACAUUAACUUUUAAGAAAUUGAGGUAAUUGUAUUUUAUGUUAAUUCUGGCAAAAUUGUUGUAGUAUUAAUAAUAAUAACAUUAAGUUGGUAUAAGUAUUUCUAGCGGUUUUAAAAUGUUUUAAAGAAAAAGAAACUUAUAAAAAUAAUAAUAAAUUUUAAAAAAUUGUUUAAAUCUACAAGAAAAUCUGCAGUGAUAUCUCUAUGCCAAUGCGACUCACUGAUAUAAGUAGUUACAAUGAUAAAAACAUUUUACUCUUUGAUUAGGCUUCAUAAAUGUAGAAUUUAAAAUAUAUAUUUUAAGAAUAAAAAGGUGUCUGAUUUGAUUUAUGGUAUUUACUUUUAGUUUGAUUUCAUUUAAAGUGCUUACUUUUAAGUCAACAAUUGUGUAUUAGAUCUCCUUUGCGAUUUGUUAAGAGGGAAGAGUUUGAUUGAAAAUAAUUCUUUGUAUCUUAGAUUAUUUUCUAUUCAUUUUGUCUUUACGUUUUUCUUCUAUUCACAGCUACUUUUACAUAUAUGGAAGAAAAUUAUAAAUUUAGCCUUGUGGUGACGUUAGAAAACCUCUUAAGUAAGUAAAAAUUGUAAAUAUUAUAUAUCAGAUAAUUCAAAAUGCUUUAAAAUAUCUUAUAAAUGACAAGAUAUAAUUUUUUAUUAAUUAUGUAACGUAAGCUUCUAAAUGAAUAUUUGUUUGCGUUAGGAGCAUUUAAAUAGUAAAAAUAAUGUACACUUUUAUGUAAAUGAUUAAGUAACCAUUCUCAUUUUUUCUAAUUAUUUAAGACAUUUUAAACCUAAUAAGCAAUGUCUUAAGUGCAACAAAAUUAAUAUGCAUCACCGUCUUAUAUCAUAAAUAAAACUAUGGAAUUAAAAUGUUGCCUUUUUUUGUUUUUUCCAAAGCUAUUAGUGAUGCAUUUUUACAUUUUCUGCCUUUCGAACAUUUUGGAAACAAGUGUCAUUUAAAAAGAACAUUUAAUGGAAAAAAUCUGAUUUUUCUCGGUUGAUGAAUGAAACCAUGUAUUUGAAAUGGAUGUUUCCAUGAAGAAUAUUGUGUAUUGCUUAACAUUGGCAGAAGGGAUGUAAGAAUUGAUGAAUGAAUACAUGAAUUUAGGAAUUAUAUUUAAAGAGAUAUCAAUAAGCAGUUUUAAUUCACUAAUAUCAUUAACGAUAUAUACUUUAAACCACAGAAUACACAAAACAAUCGGAGGGAUUUAUUCAGCCUGGUAAAUAUAGUAUUUAAACAAAAUUUAUGGUCAGUCUUGAUAACUUUUAAUGGUGAAAAAAAUUUGGUGCCACAAAUGUUUGAGUGUGUUUACGUAUAAUCGAAAAACUAAUUCUAUAAAAAAUAUCAGCAGUGACCCCCUUAAAAGCUCUAGUUUUUUUUUUAGAUAUUCUACAUAAAAAUGUAUUAUUUUAUAACAAGAGCACAUAUUUAGUUGGCAUUUGGUAUUAUUAUUUAGUAGAAAUUAAGCUACUUUUUUAAAGUUUGUUGUUAUUGGCUGUUGGCGUUUAGGUUAUUUUUAAAUCUUUUAUAUUUCUAAGUCCAUAUUCAAUGAACAGCUUAUUUAUUUGCAUUAUUCAAAUCAUUUACAUACUGAUUUAUCAGGCAUGUCUAUAUUUAUGUAUAAAUAUGGAAAAACCAGGAGAAACAAAUAUAUGAGCAUUAACUUUGUAAAAUUGGAAGAGGUGGGGGGGGAGAUUAUUUUUAAGUCAACAUAAAACAUCAAAAGAUAAAAAAUGUUUAAGAUAUGUAUGUUUUUAAAGACUAACAAUUGAUGAAAACUGUUAUAUUUUAUUACAUGUGCGUGUAUAUGUUGUACAGCUUCUCGUAUUUUUCUUUCAAAGGAUGUCGUACUCUUAAUAUAUAUAUAUAUAUAUAUAUAUAUAAAUAUUAAAAUUGAUAUGUUUUAUAUGUACAGCCAAUUAAUAAAAAAAAUGUUAUAAUAUGUGGAGGUUUUCUUAAUAAGUUUAUUACAAAUAUUUUUCUAAAUUUGAAGUGUUCAAAUUGGUUCACUUGGGUAAAAUAGCUUUAAAAUUAAUCAUUUUCAAAAGAAAUUUUAUUUUGCUGACAAUAACUAAAAAUAAUACGUUAAUAAUGUCGGCAUUAGGAAGAAUAUGUUGACCAAAUUUUCUUUUAUUCCAGUUUCAUCACAAAUCGUGGACGAAGCAGGAGACCAUGAAUUUCAGGACACAAACGGCAAUAUGCAAAUUAAAAGUGGUAAACUUAGAUAUGUCCCUUUUUUAUUGAACACAAGUUUAUCCAGUUGUAUGGCUUGAAAGCAGAAAAUCUUAGAAAAUAUGUAUAAAUAUGAUUUAAAAUUUAAUAGCUAUUAACGUAAUGUAAACUGUUAUCAUAGUCUACAUGGAGUCCUAUAUCGACGCCUCAACUCUAAAAACUUUCAAUUUUUUUUCUGUGGAAAUCGACGAAUUCUACAUUUUGUAAAAAAAAAAAAAAAUUUAAUUGCAUCAUUGUUAAGUACUUUCAAUUUUUUUUUAUUUUAAUCACAAAUUUGGUCUUUCGUUUGUGUUGACAUUUUUUAUGUCCCUAUAUGUUUAAAACAAAGGUUUUGAAUUACAAUUUUGAUCAAAAUCUUAAAUAUUGAAUAUAUUUUCAAAUUUUGAAACCAACAAUGCUAUUUUAUUGGAUUAAUUUUUGAACAUUGGAGACAUUCUUUGAAAUAUCAGCCAAUCAUUAUCUAAACCUCUAAUCAUAAUGUUGAUAAAGUCAAAGGUAGGCUUUUAAUAGACUUUUUAAUGCACUGCAGAUGAAUUAUAUAUUAUUGAAUUUCUUUUAUUUAUAAUAUUUGUAAAUAAUGUCAAUGGCCCUCUGUUGCCCAGAGACGGACGGGAUCUUCCUACAGGCCAGAUUUCUAUCUAAAUCUUAAAAAAGUAGCUUGAUAUCUAAUUUCAUAAUAUUUUAGGAAAAUCAUAUCAAUUGAAAAAAUCUAUUUAAUCUUUAAACCAUUUAAAAAUUCUAAUAGUGUAGAAUAAGAUAGAAACAUAGAUAAACUUAUUUACUAUUUUAUAAUCACUCAUAACAUGGAAAUUCCCCAAACGUAUGUAGAUCAAUAAACCUAAACCUGUAUCUAAAUAUAAUGCACUGAUUUUUUUUUAAGUUCGUGUUUCUAUAAAUUUUAAAAUGGAUAUGUUUUUUUGGAUAACGUGCAAAUAUACAUUUUUGUAAAUAAAGGCCAAUAUACCCGGGUGGCUUGUGUUUGCAAUCGGAAAAAUCAUUUAAAAUUGAAUAAGGUUACCAAAACAUUUAACGGGUUUUCAAAAACACCUUGUUAAAAUAACAAUUAAAAUGAUAAAUGUUAUCGCAUAAAAAGGCAUUGUGAUAAUUACUCUUGUAAACAUUGAACUUUAGGCUCGCCACUUUUAAGUAAAUAUUAAUGCUUUGCACUGCUUAAAACUACGAUAUAAAAUCAAUAAACGUUUUGGUAAUUUAAAAAAAGCAGGUAUUCACCAAGGCGAAAGAUUAUUGCCGUGUAUCAAAUAAAAUACCAAAGGUGGGCCAUUUUAGUAAGGGUCUCUACAAAAAAUGAUUCAGAUACAUAUUCAAGUUAAUUUUUUAAAUGUAUUUCAUUUCAAUCGCAUUUCAAUCGGGGGAUGUUUGAUAAGAUAUUGCCUUUAAAAUUGGCAGCCUUAAAGUAGUAUAGCUUUCAGUUACAAUCAAACUAAGUUUUUAAUGAUUUAAAACGUUGGUAAAUUAAGGGGAAAAUCGGCAACCAGCAGUUCAUAAUAUGUUUUUCAGUUCAUUUAUUACAUAAUGGCCAUUAAAUUUUAAUUAGGUGGUAUAGCCUAAAAAGUGUGUCAUACGGAAUUUCUUCUUUUUGUCGCAACCAUUUACCUUUAAAACACUAUAAAUUUAUCAUAGUGUUAUAAAAAAAAAAAGUUUUUUGGAUCUUUUAACUUUACAUACAUACAUUUAAAUCGUCGCCUUAUAUAGAGCUGUUUUAUAACACAUAACAAACCAAGAUUUUAAAUGACAAAAUUAUCACUUACUUGACAGGGCAAUUUUAUCGUUAGUAAGCAAGUAUCUUUUUAAAGCAUAGAUAAUUUGUAUUUAAAUAUUGAAAGGAAAAUACAUUUUAUAAAGCUUGAGAGAAGUCUUUACUUAACCAGCUUUUAAAAUGUUUAUAAAAAAUAUAAAGUGUUUAGCUUAUUUCAAAUUUCAAAGGUAAAACAUUUUUAUUGCUGAAAUUUUGAUGUUUUAAUGAGUUAAGUCUAUUUCACAUAAAAUGGUCAAUUUUAUCAUAUAUGGUUUAGGGCGUGUAUUUUAAUUUUUCUGUAUUUCUUUUGCUUUUUUUUAACAAAAUAUAGCAACCAAAAAUUUGAUUAGAAAUUACGUUAUAAUUCACAAUAUCUAUGUGCAUUUUUCAUUUAAUAGUAUUGCAUAUAACUUUUUUUUUCUUAUUGAUCAUCAGAGGAGACCGGUGGAAAAACAAAUCAAUCUUCAGACAAAACAAAUAAUGAAAAUGUUUCUGAAGUCGAAGGUAUUUAUACAAUGUUAUAUGAUAGGAAAUAGAUAGAACACAGAAUGAGAGCCAUACUUCAUUCAUUGAUGAUAUGGUUUAUCUUUGUCAAUAAUGUUAAAUACUGUUUAAAUUGUAUCUCUAAAUAACAUUGUUAAAACUUGUUUGUGGGUUUUAAACUAUAAAAUAUAAUUUAUCAUUUUAUUUAAUAUCAAGAAGCUAUUAAUAGUAAUUUGCUUAUUUUAUGAAAUAAGUAAAAAUUUGCAUAUUUUAUCUUUUUCUUUUCUUUCAAUGUUUAUAUCAUUGUGUAAUGUAUAUAGAUAUAUAUAGUUCUUUGAUUUAACUAUGUUACGGUUAAUCACGUUUGAUCGUUUAUGUUAUCAAAAUAUGUUUGUACCGUUUUAUAGCACCUAGUAAUUUAAAAUAUUACCUUUCAUUUAGUCAUUUAUCUAUACUAAUAAAAAGGCAAAGCCCUUACUCACUGACUCAUCACUAAUCCUCCAUUUUUCCUGUAGAUAGAAGCCUUAAAAAUUGGCAGGCUUAUUCCUUACAGCCUACUCACAAAAGUAAAAUAGGUUUCAUUUCAAAACUCUACCCGGAACUGUCACAACCUUCUGGCCUCGACCUCGUUUUUUUUUUCCCUUAAAUGAGCUAUAUCAAUAAAAUUAACAACAAAAUAUUGAGAUUGAGUGUUGAUCAGAGCUUAUAUGUAUUAUUUUAUCUGUUAUGCUUAGUAUCUUGCGACGUAUUGUAUAAAAAGGGAUAUGUAGUAUUAUUAUUGUGAGUUUUUUUCUUGGAGUAAUGGCAGUGGAAAACAAGUUAUCUAUGCAACCUGUUGUAUGCUUGCAACGCUUGACAGAAGCCGAAUGUCCCUUGCACACCAACACACCAGAUACUAACGUAGUUAAAAAAAAAAGCAUUGAAACUCAACUGCUUCAUCAAAAAAGCACUCCGGGCAAUGACAAACCUGAAAAAGGAUGCGUGUGAGACGUCAUGGUAGAUUUUCUGAAGCGCCUAGACUGAAACAACUUCGUGACGCUGCCGCCAAAUACAACAAGAAAAAUCCACAAAUUCAUAGAGACGCUGUCGCUAAAUACUCCUAGGCUAAUCCCAAAGUUAAUAGGGACGCUGUCGCUAAAUACUCCCAGGCUAAUCCCAAAGUUAAUAGGGACGCUGUCGCUAAAUACUCCCAGGCUAAUCCCAAAGUUAAUAGGGACGCUGUCGCUAAAUACUCCCAGGCUAAUCCCAAAGUUAAUAGGGACGCUGUCGCUAAAUACUCCCAGGCUAAUCCCAAAGUUAAUAGGGUCACUGUCGCUAAAUACUCCCAGGCUAAUCCCAAAGUUAAUAGGGACGCUGUCGCUAAAUACUCCCAGGCUAAUCCCAAAGUUAAUAGGGACGCUGUCGCUAAAUACUCCCAGGCUAAUCCCAAAGUUAAUAGGGUCACUGUCGCUAAAUACUCCCAGGCUAAUCCCAAAGUUAAUAGGGACGCUGUCGCUAAAUACUCCCAGGCUAAUCCCAAAGUUAAUAGGGACGCUGUCGCUAAAUACUCCCAGGCUAAUCCCAAAGUUAAUAGGGUCACUGUCGCUAAAUACUCCCAGGCUAAUCCCAAAGUUAAUAGGGACGCUGUCGCUAAAUACUCCCAGGCUAAUCCCAAAGUUAAUAGGGACGCUGUCGCUAAAUACUCCCAGGCUAAUCCCAAAGUUAAUAGGGACGCUGUCGCUAAAUACUCCCACUCCCAGACAAAUCUCAAAGUUAACAAAGAUGAUGUUUGUAGGUUCGAUACCAAUUAUCAAAAGCGACACAUGCACAGACUAAAAGUUUUUGCUAAAAAAUCGAUUGUGCGUUUUCGUACGACGCAAACAUGGAUUAUGAAUCUGACGACAUAGUACGCAUUGUAUUCAUGGAUGGUGUCUGUGACUAUUGCCAAGCUCGCAGGUGGAAACUCGAGUCUCCAUUUUUGUGCUGUAACGCUGAUUAAAUUUGUCUGACUCCACCAGCUUCUUGAUGCCCUCUUACGGGGUGACAAUCCUCUACGUGAGCAUUUCUUGAACAAUAUUUGCAAAUACAACAACGCUUUUCAAGUGACGUCAUUUUGUGCUAUUCAAAUGGUUUAUGGAAUUUGUAUGCCUUCAUUUAAAUUCAAAGGACACGUAUACCACUUGAUUGGUAGUCUUUUACCUAUCACGACUGACGAACACAAAUUUUUACAAAUUUAUUUCGUCGAGGGCGAUGAAAUUGAAGCACACAUGCGGUACGCUAAUGUUUCUGGACUUAACAAGACCCUGGUGCAAAAAUUGCAAAAAAUGAUGCAUAAUUGUAACACUUACGUCAAAUACUUCCAGAAUACUUGAAAGAGAAAUCUUAAAACACCUCGUAAUUGGCCAACAUAGAUACAGAAAACGUGCAGCUGCUAAAUGAUCAGCAAAAGACAGUUUAUGAGCAUGUCAUGAGAAGCGUUGUCUCGGCCACUAACACGUUAAGUUUUCUUAAUGCUCCAGGCGGAACUGGUAAGAAAUUCCUCAAAACCCUGUUGAUUGCAAAAAUCCGAGCGGACGCAAACAUUGCUAUAGCAGUGAAUUUAUCUGGCAUCGCUGCCACUCUUCUACAGCGUGGAAGAACUACUCAUUCUGUUUUUAAGCUACCAUUGAACCUCUGCUAUCCUGACUCUACCUCUGUGUGUAACAUAUCAAAGAAGAGCAACAUGGCUGAAGUGCUCAGGUAUUCAAGGCUUAGUGUCUGGGAUGAAUCUACCAUGGCAAACAGAGCGGGUGUUGGGGCUUUAGACAGGACCUUCAAAGACCGUACCACCAACAAACAAAUGGGAGGGUUGACAGUUAUGCUUGACGGAGACUUCCGGCAAACCGUACCGGUCGUGCCAAGAGGAACACGCGCUGACGAAGUUAAAUCGUGUCUUAAAUCGUUAUACCUUUGGCCUCAAAUCAUUGUUCUUUCUUUAACAUUAAACAUGAGUGUUCAUUUUAAAGGCGACAAAAAAGCCACAGUUAUCUGCUCUUCUGAUGAGUAUCGUUGAUGGCAGCUUCAGUCAAGAAGAUCGUAAAAUUACUAUUUCUUCAAAUCUCUGUCUCCUCGUGAAUACCUUACCAGACUUCCUUAAACAUAUUUAUCCCAAUCUAAGAAAUCUACACGAAAAAGACGUGUCAUGGUUAAUGGAGAGCGCUAUCCUUACACAAAGAAAUGACGUGACUGCAACUAUAAACCACAUUUUACUUCGAGAACUACCUUCAGAAACUACAACAUAUCAGUCUGUGGAUUCAGUUGUGGAAGUGGACGACGCAUUACAUAACCAGCAGAGUUUCUCAACACAAUAAAUCCUCCUGGCUCUCCUCAACAUAAUCUAAUUCUGAAAGUUGGGGCACCAAUAAUGUUACUGCGAAAUUUAUAGCCACCAUAACUUUUUAAUGGCACCAGACUUCAAAUCACGUGUCUGCAAAAGAAACUAAUCAAGGCAACUUUUUUCACUGGCAGUGGCUCAGGGGAGACAGCUCUUAUACCUCGCAUCCCCGUUAAACCCUCUGAUCUCCCAUUUCAAUUCAAGCGCCUCCGAUUUCUAUUAAGACUCUGUUUUAAAAAGAAAAUUAAUAAGUCUCAAAGACAGACCAUACAAAAAGUUAUCAUUGAUUUGAGGCAGGAUGGCUUUUCGCGUGGCCAACUAUACGUUGCAUGCUCAAGAGUGAGCUAAGCGCAAACUUCGUCAUACUUCAACCGGAGGGCCGAACUGACAACGUGGUAUACAAAGAGAUCCUUAAUAUAUAACUUUUGGUAACUUUUCGCUAAUUUUAUUGAUAAUAUCUUACCUUUUUUUAUUAAAAAAUGGCUCUCCCCUGCGAAGCGCUGGUAUUUUGUUAGUUGCUAAUUAAAGGGAAUAUUAAGGAUUUAAUCAUUUUUCUUCUUCAGGGAAAGGUGUUGGAGAAUCAAUUAUGGCUCUUAAGCGAACGUAUAUGUCGUACAUUGAAGAAGAGGAAGGUAUUUAUGCAUUGAAGUAUAACCUCUACCCAUAACACUGCAUGCGGGGGGGGGGCCUCAUACAUUUUACAAAUUUUAUGAAAUGUUAAAUACAAAUAUGUGGGAUUUUGCAACAACAAAAAAUACAUAGAAAUAUACCCACAUAUUAAUCUGUAUGUUUAUUAAAUGGACAGAAUUAAAAUAACUUUUAAUUAUGUAUCAAAAUUUAAGUGUUCAAUUUCACAAUCAAUACGAAAACAUUGAGGUUUUUCUUUUCUUUUUGUUAAUAUUGUUUUCUUUAAUAAAAUAUAAAUUGCCUUCCAUAAGUAUAUUUUUUCAUGUGCAUGAAAGUUCGUUCAAUCGAGUUUGUAAUUGUAGCACACAAACGUUUUCAUUUAUAUGGAUUUUUUAUUGUUUGUAAUAAACGUUCUGACUCUUGUUACGGUCAUUAAUUUCCUGUGUACUUUAAGGAAGAUUUAAAUAUAGGCUUUAAAUUGAGCUAUAUAAAUAAAUAUAAGUGUGAUACAAGAUCCCAAUAUCAUUAUUAGUAGCAGUGUAAUUCUUUUGAAACGGAAAACUUUGAAAAUAUUGCUAUAAUAAAAUCCAUUUCGAUGUAUAAUAGUCUAAUACAUACGCACGUUGUUUGCAAUCAUAUUAAUAAUAAUAAUAAAGUUUAUUUCAAAAACACGCUUCAUCCCCAAAGGCUCGAAGCGCGGUACAAAGUAAAAAAAAAUUUUAAAAAAAACAACGUACUUCCCAUCCAAUCCAAAAGAUCAUUGGGAGAAAUACAAUGACUACAUGAGUGAAGACAGCCUACAUCGUUCGCGUGGAACGAUUAAAAAUCCUGACAUUCAAUUUUAACCAAACGUGUAUAAAGAGCAUUGGUUUCAAUUAAGGAUAUAUGUUUGGCAAUCGCUAACAAAGCACUGGUAGAGUUGGGAAAGACUGCUCCGAGACGAUCUGCAAACAACAUUUACCAUCGUGAUUUGCAACGAGAAACACACUUUUAUAUCGACGCAGUUUGAACAUUGGUUAAACGAAUCUGCCGAAAUUGGUUCCAGAACAACGCAAUAGUGAAUGACAGAAUUAUGCAUGCAAUCACAAGUAAAAUUCAUGGUUUGUAUUUCGUAGAUGCUCCCGGAGGUACGGGGAAAACUUUUCUAAUUUGACUUAUUUUGGCAACCAUACGACGACAAAAUAAUAUUUCACUGGCAAUCGCAUCAUCUGGAAAUGUAGCAACUCUUUUGAUGGGUGGCCGAACAGCGAAUUCAACACAGAAAUUUAAAUUCGAAAGCUGAAGGUUCCUAAACUAGCAGACGCCUUCCAAGCAAUGGUAAGAGGAAAAUUUGCAGCGCUUAACAUUAUAGAUACCGACUUUUCAGACAUGGAAAACUGAUCGAUAACUUCAACACAGCUGUUACGGACACAGCUCAUGACAUCCUUGGUAGACAUAGACCAACCCGAAAACCAUGGGUGACAGCUGACAUCCUUGAUCUGUGUGAUAAAAGGAGGCAGUUAAAGAAAACAAAAAUGGAUAUACAGAGGGGACUAUAAAUAUAGGACAGUUAACCAAGCCAUCAAAAAUGUGUGAGAAUGUCAAAGAAGAACUGGAUUGAAGAGCAAUGCUACGACAUUGAAAACUGAUUGAGGAAAAAUAAUUGCAAAAAAGCAUACCAGAUGGUGAAAGAACUAACCACUGCAAAGUGCAAAAAAGGAUAAAAAUGGUAAAAGUUUGAACGAUGAAAAUAAUAUCCUAAAAAUAUGUACUGAAUACUCAUCGGAGCUGUGUAAUGAAAAUAUAAAGAUAGACCCAGAGAUCCUUAAUAUCCCCACAGCAUCAGAACAUGAUAAAUACCAUACUCUCCUCGCAGAAGUAGAAGCAGCAGACCAAGCACUCCAAACAGGAAAUGCCGCAGGAGCGGAUAAUAUCCCUGCCGAGUUUGUAAAACAAGGAGGAGAAGCAAUGAUAAGUGCCCUAUACCUUAUUAUAAAUAAAAAUAGCUGAAGGAGGAAUGGCCUAAAUUGCUCAUCAUCACCUUCCCCAAAAGGGUAACCUACAACUAUGCCAAAGCUUUUGCACCAUUUGCCUAAUACACCAUCCAAGCAAGGUCAUGGUAAAGGUUAUUUUGAACCGACUAAGGCCACAUGCCGACAAAAUCAUUGCUGAAGAACAGGCGGGCUUCAGGCAAUGACGUGGCACUACUGAGCAGAUCCUAAACCUCAGAAUACUAUUGAGAAAUAUGCUCAACACCAACAACAUCUAUACCACGUCUUUGUUGAUUUAAAGAAAGAAUUCGACAGGGUUUGGCAUGUUUCCUUAUAGGAAACCAUGAGGCACUAAAACAUCAACACAAACCUCACAGAAUAAUAUGCAGCGUCUAUGAUAAGGUCAUCAGUGCAGUCUUCUUUAACAACAACAUCGGAGAAUGGUUCAAGACCACGGUUGGAGUACAACAAGGCUGCUUGCUUUCCCCCACCCUGUUCAUCAUCUUCUUAGAGAGAAUUAUGUCAGGUGCUCCCGAAGCGCAUGAAGGGACUGUCAGCAUUGGUGGCAGAACAAUUGCCCACCUACGCAUUGCGGUGACAUAGAUGAACUGGCUGGGAUCGAAGAAGAGCUAGUCAACCUAGUAGAGCGUAUCGACAAGACUUCAUCGUCCUUUGGCAUACAAAUCAGUGCACAUAAGACAAAACUGAUGACAAAUAACACCACCAGCAUCGCCAAUGAAAUUAAGGUCAGGGAAAGAAGAUUAGAGACAGUAGGCAGAUUCAAAUACCUAGUAGCCAUAGUCUCGGAAGAAGGCUCCACGCCCGAACUGAUGUCCAGGAUUGCCCAGACCACAACAGCACUAAAUUGGCUCAAGAAAAUAUGUAAUGACAAAAACAUAGCCCCCAGCAUCAAAAUAAUGCUGAUGCGCUCAUUAGUCCUCUCUAUUUUCCUGUAUGUCUGCAAGUCCUGGAUAUUAUCAGCAGAACUUGAAAGGAAAAUAAAAACGGUGGAGAUGAGAUGUUUCAGAAGCAUUCUUGGCAUCAGCUAUAAGAAAAAUAUAUCCAAUGAUCAAGUGAAAGAAAGGAUUCGUCAGGCAAUUGGGCAGUACGAUGACCUCCUGUUGACUGUAAAAAGGCGCAAACUACAAUGGUAUGUCCACGUGAAAGGAAACAAAGUCUCACCAAGAAAGCAUGCAGGGCACAACAAGAGGAGGGAGAAGAAGAGGAAGGCAAAGAAAAAGAUGGGAAGAAAUCAUCAAAGAGUGGACGGGACUAAAACUAGGCAAUGCUGUGCGUAGUGCAGAAGACAGAGACGAAUGUAGGAGGAUUGUUCACUUGUCAUUUGUGGCGUCCCAACAAUUCAAGGACUAAGGGACAAGAUGGUGAUGAUGACGAUGAUGAUAUAUUAUAGGUUAUGCAAUUGAUAUAUAUUUUUAAGUUUUUUAACAUUUUAUACGGGAUUGUAACUUUUUGUGGGCCAGGAAUAAUAUUGCAGUAAUCAUGAUCUUCGCGAUGUUCUAAUUGUAUUUUCCUAUUGUUCUUAAAUACUAUUCUUCUGCUGGUUCAGCUUUUAUUUUUUUCUAAUUGACGUUAAAUACAUAUGUAGCAUGAUGUCAUAAUGAGUGUAUUCUAUGUUUCUUUUCAGAUGAACAGCCAACAAACUCAUCGUCGGAAGACGAGAGUUUGGCGUGAAAAAAAUAAUUAAUAAACAAAGUCAGUGCAUGUGUUUGAAAAAUGGCUCGAGCAAAACUAAUAAUUACAUGCAAAAAUUAUUUAGUUUUUUAAAAUAAAUUAUUGUGCUUUUGUGUUCAUUGAUUUAAAUGAUAUUUCACAGCGUUUUAAAAAGGAAUAAAUGAGGAAAAAAAGUUAAAACCUAUAAAUGAAUUAUUAUUGUUUAGUGUUAACAACAUAUUGAUUUUAAUGAAGAAAAAAAAAUAAAUAUAAAAAAAAUUUAUGAAGUUGCAAUUUUCAUGAAAUUAUAGUUUCAUACG